AACGAAACCGCCCGCCCGCCUCAGUCCAUCGUCAACUGCCGUCGACAUUCCCAAAACCAUCGCACCCGAUCGCGCGGUACCGAAAAGUUCACUUGGUUAGCGAGCACACUCGUAAACGGCAAAAAUAAAAUCACACACCAUAUUUGGACGCGCCCGUGAUAACACAAGUGAAAUCGAAAUUUUUACGUGGAUCAGUGACAAGUGAUUUGUGGAUUUUCGAAUUUCCGUGCUACCGCGAUGCAGAUUAAGGCGUGACACACCGGGUUGACAGGAAUCAAUCCGCGCGAUGUCGCAACCGCCACCGGGACGUGGUCGCGCACGACCACCUGGUCCCCCAUCUCCCCUCCACUAUCGACCACCUUCACCAUGGGCGCCAAGCCCACCUCCUCUGAUAUCUGGGCCGAGACAUUCGACUGCCCUCGUCUCACCUCCUCCAGUCCAGCCAUCCCCGAAACCGUUCCGCCCGCUUCACUCUCCACACUUACGACAGCACUCGCCGUCUCCGAGUUCCCACUUCUCGAUAUCUCCGUAUCCAAUGUCCCCGACGCUGGGUCAAAGCCCUGAGUACUAUUAUUCCUCUCCGUACGAAACGGUUCGCGAGUACGAUUAUGCUGGAGCGCCAUUAGAACCUCCUCCUCCGCCGCGUCCGAUGAUUUACGAAGAAGAUGAGGAAAGAGGACCAUCGACCGCGGAGAUUAUUGCGAACCAGUCGCAAGAAGGUUACGUGGAUGAAAAACUCGCCGAGUAUCAAGCGACGAUUCAGCUAUUACAAGAUGAACAGGAAAGAGUACAAAAGAAGACAUUCGUUAAUUGGAUCAAUUCGCACUUAUCAAAGCGCAUACCUCCCAUGCGGAUCGACGACCUGAUUUACGACCUACGAGACGGCACAAAGCUCCUGGCUCUACUCGAAGUAUUGUCUGGCGAGAAAUUGCCAAUGGAACGUGGUCGUGUUCUACGACGUCCUCACUUUUUAUCGAACGCAAACACCGCUCUCCGUUUCCUCGCGGGCAAGCGCAUUAAGUUGGUCAACAUAAACGCUGCUGACCUUGUAGAUGGAAGACCCGCCGUCGUGCUGGGUCUCAUUUGGACCAUCAUCCUCUACUUCCAGAUCGAAGAAAACAGCCGAGCACUUGAAUACCUCGGUGGGUCGCGUUGUGCGUCCGUCAUGUCGCAAGAGUCUGGAGCAGCGACGCCCACGCACAGAGCCGAAGACAGAUGGAAACAGGGUGCAAAGAAAACACUUUUGCAAUGGGUUGCGAAUGCUUUGCCAAAGGACUCGAACAUUCAAGUGACAGAUUUUGGUCCUUCCUGGCGUGAUGGUAUCGCGUUCCUCGCUAUCAUUGACGCAAUCAAGGCUAACCUCAUCAACCUAGCGGAGAUGAAGAGGAAGACAAACAGGCAACGUCUGGAGCAUGCGUUUGACGUGGCCGAGACUGCGUUGGGCAUCGCGAGACUGCUGGACGCAGAGGACGUGGAUGUAGAUAAGCCGGAUGAAAGGUCAAUCAUGACAUAUGUGGCGCAGUUCCUGCACAAAUACCCUGAACCUAAGACGACAGGUCCAGACGCAGUCGCGGCAGUACAAGAGGAAUACGAAAUGCUGAGAAGUUGGCUCACGGAGCGAGUGUCCGUCGUGCAGCGGCAGUACGACUCCAGGACACUCUCGCGACACUACGAGGACUAUGUCCGCGCCGAAAACGAACGCCUCGCCAGAGAGCCCAUCUAUCAAAAAUUAGAAAAACUCAUGUACACACAGAGCUUAGUCGCCAUCGCCCCCAAAUCUUGGAGGGAGCUUGUGGCGUUGUGGAUCGAGUUGGAGAGGCUGCAUCGAAAAUGGCUCUGGCUUUUAGAUUCCGAUCUCCCCGGAGACUUCCGCGUGGUCGGAGAGUGGCUAGCUAGAGCUGAAUACUUGCUCUACUUUGACGAAAUACCCACAACUUUAGAUGAUAGAACCGCAGCUAUCAUUAGCGAAAAGUUGGAAGAACAUACUUCAUUCUUCGCCGACCUGCCAGAAAUUAUUGACAGAUUCGAGGCAGCGCUAAGAUCUCCUGAUGCAGCGAGCAUACCCGCUGAAAGACUCCAGGAUAUGAAAGAUCGUUUGCAAGCAGUCGAUCGCAGGGCUCCUCAGAGAAAGGCCAGGUUAAAGUACUUGGAGCACAAGUGUUGUAUUGUAGCAUUCACCGAGCUGACUAAGGCCAAGUUAGCUGCUUGGACGGGAAAAUACGGUCGUAUCGAUCACGUUCGUGCCUUAUUAGACGAUUACGAUAACUUUGUAACUAAAAAUAAAAUUUUCCAAGAAUUUGAUAGAGCCUAUAUUGACAUAAAGCAAGUGGCAGAAGAAUAUAAAAGAGUUUGCGAGGUAGACCGAACAGAGGCUAGAGAAAUUGAUGCCUUUUUAAGAGAAAUAUCGGAGAAUUGGAGAAGAGUGGCAUCCGAUGUUAGAUGCGCUCGAAGUGUCUUAGAGGAAGUUAUUGCUCACUGGGAAAGGUGGACAACAUUAUCAGACCAGUUUACACAAUGGUUAGACCGGGCCCAGCAUAUGCUCAGGGUCUCUGAAGAUGAAAGAUUAGAAUUCUUCCAAGACUUAACUGUUUGGAAGGAGAAACACCAACUAUUAGGUGACGCUGCUGGCUUUUUAGCGGCAACAUGCUCGGAAGAAAUAACAACAGAAAUUAAGAGGAAAUACGUAGAAAUUACCGAACGUUGGGAACGCGUUUGGGAUGAAGCUGAACGCUAUGUCCGCGGUGGGGAUGCUCUGCGUCAUAGAAGAGAACUGGCUCAAGGAAUGCAGAAUCUGGACACUUGGUUGAUGGGUGCCGAUAAUUUACUGUCACGGCAACCACGCGCAACCACCGCUGAUAUACAAGCGUACAUCGAUCAGUUGCUGCAACUGAACUCUGAAAUUGAGCAGAACGAGGAAUUAUUCAAAUCUAUAAGCAGAACCUUCCAAAAUGCGAUCGCAGAAUUACCUCGCGAUGAGGUGGAAGCAAACAUGACAAAGCUAAAGCAGCAGAAAGAAGCGCUGGUUCGUGUGCGAGCCACUGUGCCCGUCAAGCUGCACCAGUACCGGCAGCUGCUGGUGCAACACGAGUCGCUCGAGAGCGGCCAACGGGAGAUUGGACAGUGGCUCGACCGGGCCGAAGAAACCCUUAGGACCACCACUGAAACCAGGCGCGAGGUGAUUGAGGAGCGUUACGAAGUGCACCGCAGUUUCUUCUCCCGCACCACAUACUACCGCUCGAUGCUGGAGAGCAAGAACAAGGUGUUCCAGAACAUCGUGCGCGCCGCUGACGCCGACCGCAGCGCUGACGUCAGCGACCAGCUGCGGCUCAUGCGAGACCUCAAUGAGCGAUUUGCUCACUUAUCGUCAGAAGCGACUAAAAAAGAAGCUGAGUUGCAACGCCUUGUGCGAGCCUGGGACGAAUUUGAAACGAAGAAGAGAGCUGUCGAAGAGUGGGCGUCGAGGGCUGAGGCGUUGCUUGCGGAUAGCCGGGUAGACUCCAAGCAGGCCGUGGACUUCCAUAAAAGAUUCUUCCAAGGAGCUGAUGAGAGGGCUGUAUCAGAGCUGGUCCGAUCUGGAAGAGAGUUAAUUGAGCUUGUGAACGAAGAAGACCGACCGAAAGUAGUUCAAACGGUAGAAGAAUUACAACGAAGAUGGAAGGAGCUGCUCGAUAGAGCACCUCCGCACCUCAUGCGCUUGGAGUUCAGAUUAGAUGAAGCAGUAUUCCACCACUGCAUUAAGGAUAUCGAAAAAGAGAUCGUUUAUGAAGAACAAGCCUACAACCAAAGCGACGACGCUGAUGGCAUCCUGAUUCGAAAUGAAGAGUAUUUCCGCAACCAAGGAAAAAUCAUGCAAGUGGAACAAUGUUUACAAAAUCUCAAAAAGAUUUCAGUAAGUUACACGCACCAAACUGAGGACAAAACAUUAGAAGAAGCUUUAAGGAAGUGUGAGCAGGAAUGGGAGUCAACGGUCCACAGAGUUGAGAACUUUAGGCAACAGUUACAAAGAAUACCGGCGAAAUGGGACGCAUAUAGAGAGAAAUUUAGGGAAAUGGAAAAGUGGAUGGAUCAUGUGGACAAAACUAUGGACAGCAUUGUGAGGGAAGUUGACUCAGCUGAAGCGUUUGAAAGAGAGAAGACCAUCUUCCAAAACAUUUGCCGGGAAGCUGACCGCAAACGAGAAGACAUGAAAUGGCUUGUUCAGACGUUAGAUAUGCUUUCCAAUCACUGUUCAGACACCGAGGCACAAGAAGAACAAGUUAAACUGGAAAAUCUAAUAGCUAGAUAUAAAAAUCUUAUACCAACUAUAGAGAUUACCAUGAUUAAGACAGAAACAUAUACAAGAUGUUAUACUUACCGCCGAGAGGUGCACGAAGUGAUUUGCAUACUAGAAAGUGCGAAAGAGAAGGCGAAGAUUGAACCAGAUUUACAAUCACUUCAACACGUUGAACAGCUAGUGCUUGAACAACAAGCUGCAGUACAACAAUUGGAUCGGCAGCGGCCUUCUGUCAUGUCAAUGCUUCACCGAGGUAAAGAACUUAUUAAAGACGCCAAUGCACCCGCGUUUGUGAGAGAAGAUGUAAGAAAUCUUGAAAGUGGCUGGAACACCGCCUAUGAAUCAAACACUGAACGUUUAGAUAAACUCCGCGAUACACAGAAAGUGUGGUCUAAUUAUGAAUAUCAAAAAGAAGAAUUGCUUUCUGAUAUUAGCAAGAUUGAGAGCUACGUUGCCCACCCAGGUCUUGAGCUUGGGGUUUCUAACGUAAGUCGAGAACUUCAAGAAACUAAGGCUGUUAAUACAGAUUUGGAGCGAGCUAAAGCUGAAAAACUACCUCAACUCCAACAGACAUAUGCGGAAUUGCAAACUCUGACAGCUAAUAAACCAAAACCGGUAAUAGAAAAAGAUUUGGAAACUAUUGAACGUAAAUUAGAAAGAGUUCAAGAUGAAGUUCAGACCAAGGUUGAGCAUUUAGAAAAGUUCAAUGAAGAAUGGGUGAAAAUUGAACAUAAAUUAGAACACGUUCGCGAAUGGAUUAAGAAAGAAAGUCCCAUACUUAUAUCUCAGGUUCAAUCAGAGAAUAUCACACCAGAAGAGCGUGUUGAAAAAUCUCAAGCCCUACAGAAAGUCAUAGCAGAAAAAUUAGAAAUCAUUAGAAAUGUGGCAGACCAGGGAACUAAAUUAGCAGUAGAGCAUCGUAUGCACGAUGCAAAUAAACUCAAAGGCGAGGUGGCUUUACUCGAAAAAAUGAUGGCAGAUUUACAACGAUCUAUGGAACAUCAAACACAAGUUGUGAAACACGAUUUAGCUAGUUGGCAAAAGUAUCAAAAAGGUGUAGCUGAAAUCAAACCAUGGAUAGAAGAGGCUGAAAUUAAAUUGGGUAGUGUCCCUAAACCAACGACAUUACCUGAAGCUCAACAGCUACAGCAACAAGCAAGAGCAUUGAUUACUGACUGUGACAAGCAGUUGAUGAAUUUACAGAUUUUGUCAAGUGUCAGUCAUCAAUUGUCAGGUAAAACUAGUGCACCUGACGAGGUUGACGCUAUUCAUUCGAGGUGGGCAGUUGUUCAUGAUUUAGCUGACCAGUGGAAUAAUAAACUUGACAAAUUAGUUACGAAUUGGGAACAUUUCGAAAAAGAAGCCGAUAAGUUGGAAACUUGGAUUGAAAAUGGUGAAAAACUACUCAGCAGUCGUUCUGUUAACGUGGAAACACCUCAAGUCGAAAAACUUGAUAGAGAGCUAAAUAAACUUAAAUCUUUUGGUAAUGAAAUAUCGCAACAACAAGCUAAAAUAAUAAGCCUCUCACAAAUAUGUGAUAAUAUCUGCCAUAGCGUUCAACCGGAAGGUGCAAAUUUGUUGAAAAAUAAAGUUUCAGACAUAAAAGAUCGCACGAAUGCACUUGCUGAAAUAGUUAGAUCAAAAGUCAAUGAGUUGUCGGACAAAAUCAUUGUAAGACAGGAAUUCCUUACGAAGCUUCACAAUUUUGAUAAUUGGAUAACAGAUUUCCGAAGAAAGACGGAAAGCUACGAUCAAAUUAGUUCUGACAAAGUAGAACCUACGCUUCAAUCUAUGCACGUAUUACUUCAAGAACAUGCAGCAAAAGCUCCUGAAUUCACGGAUAUUUAUAACGAAGUUAAAAACAUGACAUUAGUUUCUCAUCCAGAAGAGACGCGAUCAUUGAGUGAUACAUAUUCCAAUAUUGCUGAACACUACCAAGUCAUCGAAUCGAAUAUACAACAAAACAAGGGUAUCCUACAAAAAUGGUCGGAACUUCUAAACUGGUACGAGGAUAAUAAACAGCAAUUAAAUCAUAUCCAAUACCAAAUUGAAGGUCCAAAAUUAACUCCUGAAAGUUAUGAAGUCUUACGUCAGGAGUUAGUAAAUAUUAUUACUAAAAUUCCAGAGUGGAAAAGUAAUGUAGCUUUAUUAGAUGGUCCUUCCAGAAUUAAAGUUACAGACCAAAAUACUGGUAGAAUAAUACCACCAAACAGUUUAGUUAAGGAAAUAGAAAUAAAAGCAGACUCCUUGCUAAACCUCGUAACUUCUAAAAGAGAUUUAGUACAAAAAGUUGGCGCUAGAUGGGAUAAAUUCAAUGUACAAAAUAAGGCAUUAAUUGAAGUCUUACAUCACGUUCAAUCAGUUUUAAGCGAAAUGGCGCAGCAGCCUGUCCCAUUGACAGAAUCAACUAUACAGGAAAUGACAGAAAAAUUGGAUAAUAUUGAUAGUGAAUUAAAAGAGAAACAAUCUGUUAGGAAAGACUUGAGAGAAGAAGGAUUACAUCUUAUGAGAGAAGAUCAGCCAAAUAUGGGUACGAUUCAAAAUGCUCUCACAGCAGCAGACAAUAGCUGGGAUCAAGUUGUCAACUCAGUCCGUGAUACUAAAAAUAAGUAUAUACUUCUAUCAUCCACCUUGCAAGAAUUAAAGAACUUUACAGUUGCGUUUGACCGAGAAAUGAGUAGGGCUGAACAAUUGCAUAAUGAAUGCAAAGAAGCACCCAAUGAUUAUGUGCAAACUGCUCAAUUCUUAGACAAGGCAAAGAAAUCAUAUGAACUUCUGAAACGAUCGAAAGGAUUAUUGGAUCAAAUGGAUGUGAUCAAACAAUCCGUACUAAAACAAGCAUCUACGUUAGGUGGAUUUGACACAAGUCCUUUAGAAGAUGCAUUUUUGAACUCUCAAAUACAUUGGGAGAAGGUUAAUGAUGCAAUAAUAAAACGAAUUCAAGAUUUAGAAUCUCAACUCUUAGUAUGGAGACAAAUCGACGACACUAAAAAUCAAGUUGUUACAUGGCUAAGUGAAACAGGACAGAAUCUCGCUAAUGCUUGUGAUAAUUUAGAAAUCAGAUUUGGUCAAAAUCAUCUUAUGAAAUAUAAAGAAGAAUUGCCACUUUAUUUAGGGCUUAAAAAUAGUAUUAAAGCCAAAUGUGAACAAAUUACCAAUCUAAACAAAAAUAUUCCCGUGGGACAAGUUUCAUCCAUAGUUGAUUAUUUAGAUAAUGAAUUCGAUGCUCUACAAACAUUAGCCGAUAAUUUGGAAAGUGCUGUAUCAUCUUUAGAAUCAAGAGAAAAUAAAUUAAAGGAACAUAUUAAACGUCUUUCUGAUCAUAUAAGUAAAGUUCGUGACGAUAUAAUUAAAUGUGACGAUAUGUCAGGUGAUAAUGCAAAAAUUCUUGAUCGCCUUAAGAAAUGCCAAUCUUGUAAAGUGGAUCUCCAAAAUUUAAAUGACGAAAUCGACAACUUGGCGCAAAAUGUAUCUGAAAUGAAUGCUAACUAUCCAGGAUUUUAUGAAUCUCUCGUACCUAAAGAAUUAAGUACAUUACAAAAACGUUUCGAAAGUGUUCUGAUUCAUGCUAAUAAAACUGAAACAACUUUACUCACAUUCCUUCAGAAAUUGUUUACUGAUAAGUUGAAUAUGUUCAAUAGAAAUUUAAAAAUAUUGGAUGACAAAACUAGGUGGUGUAUGCCGGAUGUUAAUAGUGACAAAUAUAAUCUAGAAGUUAAAAAUGCGGCUUUAGUAGACGUGGAGAAUGGAAUAACUGAUUGUAAGAAGAAAGUAGAUGAACUCAAAGAAGCUUCUGAAAUACUAAGCAUUGUAGCUGAACCAGCUUGUGCACAAGAAGCUGCUUCACAAACGGACAAAGCUCAAAAGAACUUAGAAGUACUUACAUCUAAUUAUAAUGAGAUUAAAAACCGGUUGCAAGAAAACCUGGAAGCGUGGCAAGAGUAUGAGAUUAUGUUAGAAAAUGUCUCCGAAUGGCUUAAAGAUAAAGAAAAUAGAGUAAGACAAGAAGCUGCAAGCUUAGUCAAUGUAAAUGAAAUUGAUGAUAAAAUUUCUGAAAUUGAAAAACUUAACCAAGAAGUUAAAGAGUAUGGUGACCAAGUAAAUAAACUUACAGAAAUUGGUGAAAAAGUUUUAUCGCGUAAUCCAGAUUCGCGCAUUUCUCAAUACAUUAAUCAUUUAGAGACAAGAUAUCAGACUGUUGGCAAAUUUAUGGUUAAUCAACUAAAUAGAUUAAAAGACCUCAAAAAUAAUAAAGGAAAAUACGAUAAAUCUAUUGCCGAAUUCAAGGACUGGCUUCAAGAUACCAAUGCAAAAAUUGCAGACAUAGCGGCAAUGAGUAAACACGCGAAACCAUCCGCUGCUGAUUUAGACCACAUUAAAAAAUUAAAUGAGAAUAAGGAAGUUGGUCAGAAAUUACUUAACAGUGCCAUCGAAUCUGGCGAAGCACUUUUCAGCGGUGUUACUCCUGAAGCUCGUGAACAUAUAAGAAAUGAACUUAGAACAUUAAGAGAUUACUUUGAGAAUUCAGUUGAUUCGCUCAAUAAUGUUAUUAAAGAUAUUGAAACUACUAUAAACAAGAGAUCAUCAUUUGAUGAUACCUUUAACCAGGUUCAAAAAUGGAUAAGCGACAAAGAAACAGAGUUAGGUGAAUUUAAACUAUCACCUUCUCUACCUGAAAAGAAGGCCCAACUUCAUAAUACUAAAAUUCUUUAUCAAGAGGUAGAAUUACAUCAGUCAAUGUUAUCCCAGCUCACUGAUAAACUUAAACUUAUGCCUGACGAAGAUGCUGAAAAAGGCCUUACGGAGAUAAUCGACAGAUAUAAAAACAUGUCAUCAGAACUCGGCAGUAGAAUAACUAAAUAUGAAUCUCAUGUUUUAGAUCACGAAAAAUACGUCCAAAUGUUUGAAGAUAUUCGUGAUCGACUUAAUCAUGUAAUAGCUGAAAAUAGUUUAGUCAGUUACGCAGUGGUUUCACAAAAAGAGGACGUAGAUUCUAAAAUCAUGGCUAUAGAAAAAGUUACAUCAAAGGCGAAAGAAAUUGACAAUGCACUAGAUACUGUAAAAUCACAAUUGCAUACUGUUUUAGAAACCACAAGCCCAAAUGGACAUCCAGUUCUUAUAAGCGAAUUCGAAAAGUUAAAAACUACAUGGGAUCAAUUUGCAAAACAAUGUAGUGAAUAUGAUAAAAAACUUAAAGAUACUAUUAAACAAUGGAACGAGAGUCAAAAAACUCUAGAUGAACUUGAAGAGUGGCUUAAAGUAAAAGAAAAUCAAAUAAGAGAUCAAAGCCUUAAAAGUAAUAUUGAGGCCAAAAUAGCACAUCUACAAAAAGUUAAAGAAAUACAAAUAGAACUUGGAUCUAAGGGUGCUGAGUUUGCUGCUUUAACUGACAAACAAAAUAUAUCUGGUGAAUCUGAUAUAAUUACGAAGACUUCUAAAUUAGCCACUAGAUAUCAUACAUUGAACAACCUCGUAAAUGAAAUAAUUUCAAAAUACGAAGUAUUCGUAUCUGAACAUCAGUUAUUUGAAAAUGAGUAUGAUAAUAUGGAAAGUUGGCUAAUGAGCAUGUUAGGUGAUCUUCAAGAUUUAAAUGAGAUUGUAGGAGACUACGCAGUUUUACAAGAAAAACAAAAUAAAGCAAAAGAACUUUACGAAACUAGAAAUAAGAAAACUCCUGCUUUUGAAGAAUUCCUUAGCUUAGGAGAGAAGCUUUAUGCUCAUACAAGUCCUGACGGUAGAGAAAUCAUACGACAAAAAAUUCGAAAGAUAAGAACAUUAUGGGACAGCUUUGGUGAUAGUUUCCAAGAAACUGUCAACAAGUUGGAUCAAUGUUUACUGCAGUUUUCUGACUUUUCACUUGCUCAAGAACAAUUAACUAAAUGGUUAAAAGAUGUUGAAAAAGCAAUGCAGAGACAUACCGAACUAAAAACAUCGUUAGAAGAAAAGAAAGCUCAACUACUGAACCAUAAAAUCUUACAUCAAGAAAUAAUGUCACACGUGCAGCUUGUUGAAUCUGUAUGCGAUAAAGCCCAGCAAUUAGUAGAUCAAACCCACGAUGCUUCUUUAAAUGUAUAUUUACAAUCUAUAAAACAACUAUUUCAAAACAUUGUUACAAAGUCUCAAAAUCUUCAAGACAAUUUGGAGGAUUGUGUAAAAAGGCACGAAGAUCUUGUUCGUCUCCUUCAACAAUUCAAAGAAUGGCUCGGUUCUCAGUCAGAAAAAUUACUCGAUAUAGAAAACGCAGUGGGAGAAAAGCCUGAAAUUAUAAGAAAACUUCAAUCUGCUGUUGCUUUAAAAGAUAUUGAAAAAGUGGGGUCAAGUAAGUUAGAUGAAAUACGAAACAUAUUUUCCACUGUCAGCAAAAGCACAUCGGAAGCUGGAAACGCGGCUAUUAAAGCAGAGAUCAACAAUUUACACGAACAACUUAAUAAAGCAGUAAAUAGUAUUAGCACAUCUGAGCAAAAAUUGAAACAUACUUUAGAAAUUUGGAAUAAGUUUGAUUCUUCUAUUGAAUCCAUAACUGGAUGGCUUAAGGAUAUGGAGGCUAAGUGCCGUGACCAAACAUUAUGCUCAACGUUAUCUGAAAAAGAAGCUCAGUUACAAAGAUAUGUAAAUUUACGUAAUGACAUUCACGCAAAAGAAAAAGAAAUAGAUGCAUUUGUUGAUGAGUCUCACAGCCUCAUUUUAUUAAGUGGUGUAGAAAGGUUAAAACCACUUGUUAUUCAAAUAAGUAGUCGAUACCAACAACUUCAUUUAAUUUCAAAGGACAUAGUAAACCACUGGCUAGAAUUAGUUUCCGAUCAUAAAAAGUUUGUUCAACUAAGAAAUGAAUUUGACACUUGGUUAAAACCUUUGGAAGAGCAGUUAUCACAAAUGGUAAUAAAAGAAGAUAAGGUAGGUAUUGAAAGCAAAGGUAAUAAAUUACAAGUCUUUCUGUUAGAGCGAGAAAACGGAGAGCAUAAAAUUGGUAUCUUGACAACAGCUGGAGAUAAAGUUUUACCCGAAACUGCAGCGAAUGGAAGAGAAAGUAUCCGAGCUGAAAUAAGAGAUCUGAGGGAAAGAUGGGAUAAGCUUAAUGAUAGCAUUUUGCAACAGCAAAAAGAAUACGAAUCUCAGACUUUGCAAUGGUCUAGUUAUCAGGACGUAUUACAACAGACAUUAUCUUGGCUAGAUGAAAAAGAAAAAAUAGUUGAAAGUGAGGAAAAAGUAGUUCUUAAUUCAGCUCAAGAAAUUAAAUCACGGUUACUUAAAAAUAAAACUUUGUUACAAGAAAUCAAUUCGCACAAAAGAGUUAUAGAAACUGUCACUGAAAAAGCUAAGAGCAUUGCAGCUAGUAUUCAUUCCAGUAAAGGGGGAAGCGAUGAAAUGGCAGCAAUUAUCAAAUCUGUUUGGGACAGAUAUAAUGCCCUUACGAACAGGCUGUCAACAGUUAUUGAUAAACAUGAAAAUGCUUUUGAGAUUUACCAACAAUUUGGUGAUCAACAAAAAUCCCUUCAAGAUUAUCAAAAGCAUUUAUGGGAUCGUUUGCACUUACUUUCCGACUUUACGGGUAACAAAGCAGCCUUACUAAGUAAAUUAGCUAAAAUCCAAGAGCUUUUAGAUGCAAUUCCGAAUGGAACAAAUAAAUUGAAAAUAUUAUCUGACCUUAUUGAAAAUGACGGAUCUAAACUCUCACCACGUGGUAAAGAAGGUAUGUCACGAGAACUAGGAUUAUUAAGAGCCGAUUUGGAAAAAUUCACAGCCACUGUACAUGACGUUAAAAGAGGUAUUGAAGAAAAAAUACAACAAUGGAUCGAAUUUGAUGCUGCUAACGAUCGAUUGCAACACUGGUUAAAUGAUACAGAAAUGAGCUUAAAGACAUACACUCCUAAAGCUACUCUUGAAGAAAAGAUUGAUCAACUUAAUAAAUAUCAGGCAAUUUUAGCAAACUUGAAGAAAACUGAAAAUGAUGUCGAUAAGUUAACUGAUGAAUUCAGUGAUCUUAUUGAAAACUGUAAUGAUACAAGGAUUACAAUGAAUCUACAACAAAUGACAUCACGCUUCCAAUCUGUCCAUUCGACAGCUAAUGAGUUGGUUAAAAAAUGCCAACAAGCGGUCAAUGAUCACAAUGCAUAUCAAGAAAAAUAUAAUCAAUGUGUUGAUUGGGUAAAGGCCGCACAAUACAAAUUCGAUGAAUGUCAAAGGAAUUCUUCGAAUACUCCUGAAGGUAUUAAUACCCAGCGUGAAAGCUUAAAUGAUUUAUUAAGUCAAAGGCGAAACGCUGCUCUUUUAGUUAAUAAUACUUUUGAACUAGGAGAGAAAUUAUAUCCAUCAACAUCACCCGAAGGCAAGGAGUUAAUUGAACAGCAACUUCAUGAUAUGCAGCAAACCGUGGACAAUUUAUAUGAUAACAUCACCAAAGCUGAGCGUGAUUUAGAUUCUGAACUUAACAAAUGGUCCUCGUUUGAUGAAAAUCUUAAGGCCGUCAAUGAGUGGUUAACACUAGCUGAGAAAAAUCUACCUAAAAACAUUGAACUUAAAGCAACACUAGAUGAAAAACGCAAUCAGUUAAAUGUCUAUAGAAACUAUCUUCAAGAUGCUAUUGCACAUCAACAAGACAUCUCUGAUUUAGAAGAUCGAGCACAAAAUUUACCUGAUGUCAAUAAAAAUAUUACAAAGGAAAUAAGCCAACUAAAACAGAGGCAUGACAAUAUUCUUGUUCGAGCUAAAAAUUUCGUUGAACAAUACGAAGCGAUUGUUAACAAUCAUCAGCAAUACAGCAAAGCUGUUAUGGAUUUACAAGAAUGGGUUGAAGCAACUCAUAAUACAGCACAAUUAUGGGGUGAUGUUAACUUAGAAAGGGUGGCAUUAAGUAGUAAUUGUGAAAAAUUGAAAUCUCUACAAGUAAGCUUACCUGAAGAAAAAAAUCGCAUAGAUAAAAUUCGGUCAUUAGGUGAAAAAGUUCUUCCAGGAACCGUAAGCAAUGGUCAAACAAAUAUAAGGAACCAAAUAGACGCGUCUCAUCAAGAAUGGGAAGGAUUAGUGUCUUUCAUUAACAAAACAAUUGAAUCGUUGGAAAAUAAAAUACAGCAAUGGAAUGAAUACGAAAAUAUGAAAGAUCAAUGUUUGGCUUGGAUUCGGAAUACAGACAAUCAAAUUCAUGCGGUUGACUUGAAAGCGACAUUACCCGAAAAACAAGAACAGUACAAUGUUUUCCAAGAAUUACAAGGAGAAGUAAGAGCAAAGGAACUUGAGAUUGAUAAUAUUACCGAAAAGGCGCAGCAUCUCUACACAGGAGUAUUAGGUCCUCGUGGCUCACAGAUUUCUGACUUAACUGUAAAAUAUCAAACACUGUCACAAAAAGUUAAAGAUUUGACAAAUAGAUGGCAACAGUAUGUUAAAACUCAUCAAGAGUUUACAAGUAAUGUCACUGAAUGUUCUCAAUGGAUUGAAGAGCUGAGAGAUAAACUUGAUUUUUGUGCUGAUUUAAGCUCAUGUUCACAAGAUGACCUGGAGACAAAAUUAGUGCUAAUUCAAAACCUUUUACUAACUAAGGACGAAGGGUUUACUAAGGUUCAAUCGUUAGUUGAACUUGCGCAAAAUGUAAUGGCCAACACAGCUCCAGCUGGACACGAAGCAAUUAACAACUCUUUAGUGGCUUUACAGGAGCAGUGGUCAGCUUUGUUAUCUCGUAUGAUUGAAACUAAGAACUUAUUAGAUGAUUCAGUUACUAAAUGGGCUGGUUUCUUAGAACAAAUACAACUGAUACAAAAGAGUAAUACAUGGCUCGAAGCCAUGCUAGCAGAGUUGACGCCGUACGAAUCAUCUAUGACGGAUAAACGAGCACAACUUGAGAAACUAAAAGAGGUAGAAGAAAAAGCUCGUUGUGACCGUUUAGAGGUUGAUACUCUAAAAUCUAAGGCUGCCGAAAUGUUAGCUAGUGGUCAACAAAAUCAAGCUGCAUCUAAAGCACAAGAAACACUGAAUAAAUUUGACACUUUAUAUGAUAAAGUAAAGAAACUAUUAGCUGAUCGCGAAGAACAAUACAAAGAUCAUAGAUUAUACAAAGAAGCUCAUGAUGAACUGAUUCAGUGGCUAGGCAGAGCAAGGGAAAAGGUGCCUUCAUUAAAAUCUAAGCCCUUAAGUGAUAAGCUAGCAAUAGAGAACUCAGUUGCUCCUCUUGAAGCUCUGAUAAAUAAGCAAGCACAAGGUGAAUUAUUAUUAGAACAUCUUCAACAUACUGGCGAAGUUGUACUUGCGAGCACGUCACCGGAAGGACAGGUAGUUAUUAAAAAUGAGAUGAAAGCCCUAAAGGAAAGCUUUGAUCAAUUAUUUAAUGAAAUUAAACAACAAAAAAGUCAAUUGGAAGAUGUUGUUAAUCAAUGGCGAGAAUAUAAAGAUGAGUAUGAAAGAUUAUCUGACUGGCUGCAACAAAAAGAAAUUAUUAUCAAAAAUCAUAAACUUGCUCUAUUAGGUACAGCAAAGGAGAAAGGAGCUCAAGUGAAUGAUGUCAAGGAAAUAGUUGAUCAGUUACAUAAAGGAAAGAUUGAAAUUGAAAAAUUCAAUGCUUCAGCUUCAGGUCUACUAUCGUCUCAUUUGGAUACGUAUGUCAACAAUCAGUUAAGACAUUUAAAUUCAAGGUACCAAGUUUUAGUUAAUAUGGCUAAUGAUGUUCUUAAAAAAGUAGAAACUAAUUACGAACAACACAAGAAUUACGAUGAAAAUUAUGAAAAAACAAAGAAGUGGAUAAAUGAUGCUUGGGAUAUAACGCGUAGUGGAAGCGAAGCAGGUAGUAAUAGUAGUAAAGAGGCUUUACAGAAACGCUUAGAGCAAAUCGAAGAUCUCUUGAAACGUCGCGAAGAAGGCCAGAAUCUUGUUCAUGCGACUGUAAAUAGUGGAGAAAAAGUUCUAAGAAAUACCAGGUCUGACGGUAAAGAUAAAAUCAACAAUGAACUCAAAGAACUUCAAAAUGAAUGGGAUCGUUUAGUGAAAAAGAUGACUACAGCUAAGGUGCACCUUGAAACUGCAAUGUUGCAAUGGGCAGAUUAUAGUUCAAGUUACUCUCAACUUCAACAAUGGAUCUCCGACAGAGAGGCAAAACUACAAGAAGUGUGCGAACAAAAAUUAGCUAAGACUAAAAAAAGUCAGGAUCGCCAUGCAGGUCUCACAACAGGUCUUAGUCUUGGUGAAAGAAAAGCUACACUUCGUCAAACAAAUAAUAUCGUUCAGGAUAUUGUUUCGUUUGAACCCAUGAUACAGUCUGUAACUUCUAAGGCUUCGGAACUUAUGCAACAAGCUCCGGCGUCUGAAAUUACCAGUAAAUAUGAAAAUCUGUCUAAGCAAGCUAAAGAUUUAUAUGAAAAACAGAAAGAAACUGUUGAACAACACCAGGUAUUUAUCGAUGCUGGUACAGAUUUCGUCCAAUGGAUAAGGGCUGCUAAAGAAAAGUUAGGAAAAUGUUCAGAUGCAACUGGAGACAAGGAAUCUUUGAGCAGCAAAAUAUCGCAGCUAAAAGUUUUGGAAAGUGAGUUACCCGAGGGACAAGCGAAGCUACAAAAAGCUUUGGAACAGGGAGAGAUAUCUUGUGGUCUCGCUGAUGACGAGGAUAGAGAGGAUAUAGAAGAGGAAGUAGCUCUUAUGCAAGAAGAAUACGAUACCUACGUAGAACAACUCAACAACACUAAGGCUUUGAUCGAGGGUGGUAUCGUGAAAUGGACAGAAUACGAAGAGCAAUACAAAGAAGCCUUGGAUUGGUUGUCUAAGACUGAGAAACUGGUGCAAUCCUUCAACAAACUGCAGAAUAACUUAGAACAAAAGAAGGUUGUUCUAGAAGAAUUCCAGGGACACCUCCAAACUCUAUUCGAUUGGCAAGCUGAGUUGGACAAGCUUAAUGUGCGUGCACAAUUACUGCUAGAGACUUGCUCAGACACGAGAGUAUCUAACGGUAUUACGCAGCUUACAACGAAAUAUAAUGCAAUACUGUCAUUAGCUAAGGAGGUGAUGAAGAGGCUUGAACUGCAUUACCAGGAGCACCAACAACAUAAUGCCCUAUACGGAGAAUGCCAAGAUUGGCUUGACAGGACAAGAGAAAAGUUAAAUCAAUGCGCAGAAAUACCGAACACACUGCAAGAAGUCAACAACAAACUUAACACUGUGAAACUUCUUCGUCAAUCGUUGGAACAGGGACAAAACAAAUUAAGAUACCUUCUAGAGCUGAAGGAGAAAGUCAUAAUGAACACUGAACAGACCGGCGCAGCGAAGAUACAAGAAGACACAGAUAAUCUUAAGCAAGAGUUUGAUAAGCUCAUCGCUGAUUUGCAAGACGUUCGUAACAAGUUGACGAACAGGGCAUCGCAAUUUGAUGAUAUUUCAAAGGUUCAAAAGUUACUGGUAGAGUGGCUUGAUGAUAUCGAUCAGAAAAUCCAAUCAGAUGACUCCCUUUUAAAUGAUUUGUCGGAGAAGAAGGCUAAGUUAGAGAAGUUUAAAACCUUCAAUAGAGACAUCGACUCGCACAAAGAUUUAGUUAACAAACUGAAUGAAAAACUUCAAGAAGACUCCUCUUUGAAGUCGAAAGACAUUGAAGAUACGUUAAAACGAUAUGACGACAUCAAGAAGACUGUAAAUGAUAUGAUUAACAAACUUGAAGAUUUUGUUAACUCCCACAUUCAGUACAAGGAGUCGUAUGACAGUUUCUAUGACUGGAUCCGUAACUGCAAAAUCGAAAUACAGCAAUGCUCCGAUUCUCAUGGUGCUAAAGAAGAUGUUCAGAAAAAACUCAAAAAUGUUAAUAAGAUCAUUGGAUCUUUACCUAAAGGAGAGGCCUUACUCAAAAAGGCCAUUCAGUUAAGCGAAGCCGUACUCGAAACAACUGGCAAUGAAGGUAAAGAUAAUAUCAACCAGGAAAUAAAACAGUUAAAGAUAGAAUGGGAGAACCUGCAGCAAAUAUGUAAAGAUACGAAGAAAUUGCUAGAGAAAUGCUUAGCAGCAUGGUCUGACUUCAUGGAGACGUUGGAAAAAAUGACUAAAUGGGUUAAAGAUUUCGACGCUAAAUUGAAAACUGUUGAAAAGGUUGACAAAAUUACACCAGAGUAUUUGGACAAAUGUAGAGACCUUCUGGCUCAAGCAUUAGCAAAUAAACACGUUUUGGAAGAGCUUAAUGAUAGAUGCGAAAACCUAAUGGAGCUUAGUGCUUGUGCUUGGGUUCGUGAUAAGACGGUGAACCUUCAAACUGAAUACACGCUUUUAUUGACUAAGAUUCAAGGACUUGUUUCCAAUGGCGAAAAGAAUCUUUCAGAUCACACUGAAUUCAUUAAAGCAAAGGAAGAACUACAACGUUGGUUAGAAACUGCUCACGGAACAGUCCACGAUUCAAUCGGUGUUGGAGAUAUUGACACAACGAAAGAUAAAUUGGAAACUGUAAAUCUAGUCAGUAAUAGAAUGACCGAAGGACAUCAUUUAUUAGUGGUCUUACAAGAAGCAUUUAAAAAGGCUCUUAACAACACUCCUCCAGAAGAACAGGAUGGUCUUCGAAAUGACGUCAAAAUUUUACAAGAAAGCUGGGACCAGCUUAAGAUUGACUUGAAUUCUAUAACCGCUCAGCUCAAAGCUGCAAUCGGUAAAUGGGAAGAUUUUGAAGAUUCAAAGGCUAAAAUGAACAAAUGGAUCAAAGACACAGAACAAAAUCUCGACAAAGUACCUCCAACAGGUGGUGAAUUAGGUGAAAUGAAGACAUUACUUGAGAAAUAUAAACAUAUCGAGGACGAAAUUAAAAACAAGGCACCCGAAUUAGAACGUCUUAAGUGUGAGGCGGCUGAACUCAGCAGUUGGGCUAGGAAACCAGCUGUGAAGAAAGCCGUUGCAGAAAUAGAGAAGAAAUGUGAUGCAUUAAAAACAAAAUGUGCAGCGAAAAAAGCGGAACUUGAAUCCGAAAUUAAAGACUACAACCUAUACCACCAAUCGUUACAAGAUACAGAAAAAUGGCUUUUGCAAAUAUCUUUCCAACUUAUGGCUCACAACUCAUUGUAUAUAGCAAACCGCGAGCAAACAGAAGAGCAGCUAGCCCAACACGCUGUAUUAUUGGAUGAUAUUCAGAAGUAUCAAUCUACACUGGACGACUUAGAGGCUAAGGGUCAUGCUCAAAUUGAACGUUACGAAGCUACCACUCCAUCAAUACGUGAUACUGUCGGAAAGCAGCUGAAAAAUGUUAAUGAUAGUCACAAGAGUCUACUGGCUACUGCGCUACAGAUUGAGCGUCGUUUAAGAGAAGGUCUCGCUAAGUUCAAGGAGUACGAGGAUACCUUAGAAAGCAUUUUGAACAAUUUGGACGAAUGCGAACCCGCCAUCACUGAACUGGAUGUGCCCGUGGAUGGACUAUCACACGGACGAGAUCUUCUCGAAAAAGCCAGGGCGCUGCACAACCGGCUACAAACGGAGAAGUCCCGGCUAUCUGCGGCGGUGGCAGCGUGCUCGGCUGCGGCCGCGUCUGUGUCUCGUCCGUCAUCGCCGGCGGACUCUGCGCCGCUGCCCGUACCACCGCGUGAGCUGCACGUGCGCGCGCGCCUCGAGGACCUCAUUGACCAGGUACAAAGCCAUCUUGAAACAUUACGGGAUGCUGUUAGCGGUAUGGAAGAUGCCAUGAAACAAGUGCUUGAGAUCCAAGACUGGAUUAAUGUUCACAAUGCCUUAGCUAAUGAAUGGCUUUCCAACCCAUCGAAAUUGCGUCCUGAAGCCGCUAAACAAGAUAUGGCAGCGAUGAAUGAUGCUUUAGCAUCUCUGGCUGAGAAGAGGAACAGACUACUCACGGAGAUACCUACUGAAGGACUAGAAGAUGAAAUUAACCUUGAAGAAGAACUGGAGAAUUUAGAAAAAACUAUCCUCCAAGCAAUUGAAAGAGAAAAGGGCAACCAAGCGAUAAUAGACGCCUUCCGUAAUAAGUGUCAAGAAAUUCAUGAUUGGUUUGACUCUGUACUUAAGAAGAUGUGUUUAGCCGAUAAAGGAUCUGGUUUACCUUGUCCACAAAAGUUAAAUGCUCUCAAAGAAUUGUCUUCGGAAUUUGGUCAGGCCGGCAAAGAUAAAGUAGACAGUAUCAAGACUGUAGGAUCACAGGUUAUUAACAUAGUUAGCAAUCUUGAGUCUCAGCAAGUAGAAGAACAAAUGAAGUCAGUUGAGAGGAGGUAUAACGAUAUCGCUAAACGUAUUCAGCGUAAAUUACAAAUGCUUGAAAUCACCUACAAAGCUAUUGAUGGUACAAAGAGUGAAGUAGCUGCUCAGAACGAAUGGAUGCAGAAAGAAAUAGACAAUAUCCUUCAUCCUGAACCUCUCGGAUAUGACAGCAAGUCAGUGAAAGAAAAACAAAAGAAGGUAGCUAACUUACUUAAAGAGACAGAUGGCAAGAAAACUGUUAUCGAUUCUUUGGAAAAGAAGGUCAGCAAUAUUCAAUCAGAGCUUGAACCUUCUGAACAAAUGCAAUUAGAGUCAGAACUAUCUGAACUAGCCUCUAAACAAAAGCAACUUGCUACAUUAAUAAAACAAGAAAUAGAAAGACUGGGUGGAUGUGCUGAUAUAAGGAAAAAAUUAGAAAAUGAUAUUGAGAAAGCUAAGAGUUGGCUCAAGACUAAACUAGCAGAAAUCAAAAAGCUAGGUGGCCCAGUCCCUCUAGAAGUGUCAAAGGUUGAGAAAGAAAUUGCAACUCACAAAAAACACCAGAGUGAACUGUCUGACUUCCAUAACGAUUCACUAACAGAAGUUAUGCGUCAAGGUAACGCUGUAUCGAAGGAUUGCUCAAGCGAUAAUAGAGCUAAACUUCAAGGCAUUUUAGAUGAUUUGAAUAAAUCAUACACAUCUGCUAAAGUAGACAUUGAUGAUAAACUUGCAGCGUUGAAUAAAUUAUUACAAGGUAGAAACGAGUUUGAAGCGGAUGUAGCUAAGUGCCAAAGCUGGUUGAACGAAGCUGAAGUUGCGGCAACUCCUGAAUUACGAACAACGAGUCUUCAAUUGUUGGAAGAACAACUAGCCAAGUUCCAAAAACUUAGUAAGGAAGCUGAAGACGUCGAAAAGAAUAUCAAAAAAAUCAAAGACAAAUCCAAAGACAUCAUGGAAACAUUAUCUGAUUCAAACAAAUUACAGCUUAAAGAGCAAGUCAACGUACUAUCCGAUAGAUUUGCGAGGAUCAAUGCUAUUAUAAAUGAUAAGAAGAAUAUUCUUCUUAAACAUAUCAAAGAAUACAAAGAUGCUGCAGCCAAGAUUGCUGCUGCUUUGGAGUUCCUUAAUGACAUUCAAAACAAACUUAAGGCAUUAAACAAACCUAUAGGCAGUAAAGUUGAAGACGUUCAACCUAUUAUUCAGGCUUACGAAUCUAUAUUAGAUGACCUCAAGAAAAACAAAUCUAUGCUCAAUGAAUUACAAGGUGGCAACCUACAUGAUCUUCAAGACAUUUUGUCUAAGCAAGAUGAACUAAUGGGAACAAUAGAAGAUCAAAUUUCUAAACUCAAGCAACUUCUGCUAUUACGUGAACAAUUCUUUGCCCUUGUAAAGGAAAUUGAGGACUUCAUCUCUAAAUAUACGGACCUGACAUCUGAAAUUGAAAAGUCAAAUGACACAUUAGAAGACAAAAUAAAACGUUACGAUGAUAUAAUUGGAAAAAUUCAAGGUUGUGAAGCCUUGUUGGCAACAGCAACUGAUAAAGGUCAACAGAUUGCAGCAGAAGGCACGGUUAUCGACAGAAACAAUAUUACUGAACUGUUACAAUCUCUAAAACAACAACUACUAACACUAAGGAGGAAUGUUGAAGCUAAACGACAAGAACAUGAACGGGCGGCAGCUGAGCACAAGAAACUGGCAGCAGAUUUAUCUGAAAUACUGCAAUGGCUUCACGACAAUGAAGCUGUAGUACAUUCAAGACCACUACUGAACAGAGAUGUUGCUAGCGUUGACAAGAAACUCAUCGAGCACGCAACACUUGCCAAAAAUAUUCAGUCAUAUUUGGAUAAAUUUUCGAAAAUCGCUGACGUUAUUAAAAAUGACGACGGCGUCCCCGGUUCGUUGCUAGAAAUGCUAUCAGAAGGUAAUUCUCUGAAAACAUCACUGCCCGCUGAAUUAUCAAACAGAGAAAAACACUUACAAGACAAUAAGAAAUAUAGACAACAGUAUCAACAAAUGGUAGAGAAAUUAAACUUAUGGGUGAACGAAGCGGCCGUACGACUCGGAAUGGGUAAAAACGGAACAGACUUCGAGAACAUCGAGGCUGAUUUAGAAGAACAUAAGACAUUCUUCAACACUUCAGAGCCUGAAAUGAAAGAUUUGGUUGGAAAACGUAUGCAAGAUAUAGUGGACAAAAUUUGGCCAUCACUCACAUCAUCCGAACAAGAGGAACUGUCCAAAGAACACCAGAAACAUAAUCAACUGUUGAAGAAUACGCUCAACUCAGCCAAAUCUCGCCAAGCUCAGCUAGAACAGGACUUAGAGAUCUGGAAGGACUUCUGCCAGCUCGUAGAGAAGAUAAAGGCAAUAUUGGACAAGAACGAUAUCAAGGAGGAACCAGUGACGUCAGUCGACAUGCUACGAAUGUACGUUGAAAAGUUGAACCACGCCAAGAACGAUCUGGAGAAUCAACAGCCGCUUCUCGACGUCGUUCGGGAGCGUGCUCGUGAGCUGUGCAGCGGCGCAGACGCAGCCAGCGGGGAACGUGUCGAACACAAGACCAGAGAUCUAGCUGAUAGAUGGAAUGUCGCCUGUGAAGGUUUAGCUAAACGCGCAGCGUCGGCAGACAGCCAGUUGCAGCGCUGGAACCAACUUUUGGAUACUCAACGAAGUCUAGCCGCGGCUGUCACGGCUGCCAGUGACCGCCUGCGACAGUUGGACGCCAGCCCUGCUACUAGGCGACGUGCGUUGGACACCAGGCAUGCACUGCAGGAGUUACAAAGCGAGGUGUCAAGUCUAGAAGAGACCAGGGACGAUCUGUUGGAACACGCGGACUUCGUGGUGUCUCUACUCAAACCACACUCUAAGGACGUAGCCGCUGAGAACGAGAGGAAUGUCAAAGAACUGGUGGAAGCUUAUGAGAAAUUGCGACAGACUCUUGCGGCGAGACUCGCGGAGAUCGACGAAAUUGUUUCCGAAUUUGAUCGAGUAUCGGAGAAGAUCGAGAAACUCCGACAGCAGAUCGAAGUUUAUAUAGCCAAAGUCGGAACUUUCUACGUAUUUGGGGAGGACAACGAAGCAGAGAUCCGCAAUCUUGCCGAGCAAGUUUCGGAUCUGGUGAAAAAGACGAAAACCUUCACCGAGGAGAGCGGGAAGCGGUACGGAGGCUCCGCGCCCGCGGACGUGGCGCAGGAGCUUUCCGCACUAGAACUGUCUGCGGAGGCACUUGCCGCUGCAAUGGAGGAGAAGGAAAGGGAAUGGAAGCGCGCACGCACCGCUCGUGGAGAAUACGCGAGUGAUGUGGAGGGCGUACAGGCUUGGGUGCGAGCGGCCGAAGUCACGGCUCGUGAGCGCACGCUAGCGCCGGAACCUUACCGCGAGCGCCUGGUGGCCACGCGUGCUGAGAUACCCGCCGUAGCAGACCGCUUAGAGCAUCUUGCCCGCAACGCGCGUGCUAUCAUAGAAGGCAGCCGCGACUCCGGCGAGCGCCACCUGAUCCAGUCUACCGUCUCUGUGCUGUCAGAGCAGUUUUCUGCGGUGUGCAGCGAGCUCGAAGCGCGGCAAGCGGCCGUCGAGGAUGCCUGCGAUGCCGUGGCUAGAUUUUUGGCCUUAUUAGAGAAAGUUCUGCUUUGGGUUGAGACACAACGUGCGUUCCUAGCGCGGCCGUUGCCAUUGGCCGACUUGCAGGAAGCGCAACAGAAACAGACUGAAUAUGGGAAUGCCCUUAAGAGUUGUAAGCAACAAGCUAAAAAUUUAGCAGAUAUGACUAAAGAGUUAGAAGCCAUAGAGCGCGUGACGAGUCCAGGCGACCUACCUUCUAGGCUAGAGGCUGCCGAAAAUGCAACAGUCGACGUGGAAAAACGAUUAGCCAAAACAAAUGGGUUACUCCAAGAAUUAGCUGAGGAGUGGGAGCGAUGCGAGAAAAAACUAAAAGACGUCGGACAUUGGCUCGAGGCAACGACGAGAACAAUCGAGGCUCCGCAGAAUGCUAAAAAACCUUUACGAGACAGACUAGGUCUCAGAGAAAAGUUAAUAAACGACAUAUCGACGCAAAAAACUAAGAUUUCCUACGCAGUCGAAAAACUGAACGUACACUUCGGACCCGACGGCGUCGCGGCGCAGUCGCGCGCGCCCGAGGGCGUGCAGGUGGCGGCGCGCGAUCUAGUGGCAGCUCUGGACGCGCUGGCGGCUCAGACUGGCGCUCAAGCCGCACAGCUCGGAGCUGCACUGGCUCAGCUCGAGGCGUACUGUGCCGACGUGGCACGUCUACGCGCGCAACUGCUUCAGGCCGAACAGCAAUUACGCCACGCCGCGCAGCCCAACUACAGCCCGCGUGACCCCGAGAGGGCCGCGACGCAUCAGCAGGAGGUCGGGCGGCGAAUCGAAGAGCUGACUCGGUGCAUCUACGAGAUCGACCCGUACUUCGCCAUGCCGACGGGUGACGAGGACCCGGCCGCCACUCUGGCCAUGCUCGUGUGUAGCGCCGACAGCGCGCGCGCCAACCGCCGGCCACGCUCACCCGAGCGGCGGUCGCGCGCGCUCGCCCCACCCACCGUGCCCGCCUGGCUGCCGGGCGGCACCACCUACGCCGAGAUAGUGAAAGGUCACGGAUCGCGCUCCGCCUCACCAGCUGACCGCCCUGCGAGCGCUCAACGGCUCCUCACGCGCAGAAUGCGAUAUGAGCCGAUAGAAACGCGAGAGCGCUCCCGGUCAGGAGACGCGAGUUCCGAUGACAAGAAUCAGAGUGAAAUUAUCAGUGUGGUGCAACCUCGCUCUCCUACCGAUUACCCGGUCGAGUCUUGUGAGCCGAAAGGCAUCAGUGAGAUCGUGUGCGAAAUAAGUGAGUGCGAUCUGAUCGCCAGUGAUGCAAAUGUUGUAUAUGUCACCGAAACGAGUGAAUUGCACGACUAUUACUCUGGGCAGCCUGAAAAAUAUGAAGAUAGUGAAAUGAAACUAAUAUCACAGGAAUCUCCUCAGACCGAAUCAAGUUCAAUAGAGAUAUCGGCCAAGGAAUGUAAAGCACAUGAUUUGUCCUAUGCGGAAAUUCUAGCCCUAGGAUUACGCAAACAAGUAAAGACGCAAAGUAUCGUCUCCAUGGCAAAACCACAAGUUGCACAAGUCGAAAUGGUAAAAGAAAUUGUCGUUGAAGUGGAAAAAUGUCCAUCUGUACCUUAUGAAGCAAAAGUUCAGACAAAGGAUUCGUUGAAAACAAAAAUUGAUAGGCCAGAGAGACCAUCUCAACGAAGUCGAUCUAGAGAUAUGCCUAGGCAACGUAGAGCUCCCGAAAAACGUCCUACAAAGGCUCAUGAUGUGCAAAUGUUAAAAAAGAAGAAAUUGUCGAAAAAAGUAAUAGAAGUUCAAGACUUUGAUGAUACUGCAGAUGUUUUGGAAAUAGAUAAACCUUCUGCUGAACUACAAUUUUCGAAAAUUUCGGAAGAAAUUAUAUAUAAAAAAUAUGAAGAUAAGUCCCAUCAGACUAUAAAAGAUUGUGUAAAAGAAACUGAUGAUACAAAUGUAGAACAUUUAACAACACACACAGACAAUGUACAAGAAACCGAACAAAAGAGAACUAAAAAGAAACAAAAACCAAAAAAAACAAAAAGUGCAGAAGAUGAGAUCGAAAAAGCACUUAAAGAAAUUGAAGAAUCAGAUAAACAUAAAAAGAAAAGAGUCAAAGACUUACGAGAUAAGAGCAAAGAUGCCAUGGAUAAUAAAGAUAUAUCAUAUACUUCUACAACGCAUGAAUUAAAAGUAGAGCCUAAAGAAACUGAUAUAUCUAAUAAAAAUAAGAAAAAGAAAACUCAGAAAAGUUUGCAAGAAAAGUUGAAGAAACACUUACUAUCUGAAACGGAAACAGUUGAAAGUGAAGAUAAAUCUCUGAAACAUACUAAACAGAAAAUCUUGCAAGAUUGUGAAAAAGAUUUGACCGCAGGCGUUAUUUCAGAAAUAUUAAAAUCUUCACAUAUGUCUGAAAGCCUAUUAGAAAAAGAUAAAACUUCGGAUACUUCUAAGAUAGACGACUUAAAAUCUGACGUAAUUAAUAAGGAAAACUUACUUCUUAACACCUCAGUCGAUAUCAACGUCUCGGAACAUAAAUCUAAACAUGAUGAUUUAAUAAAAUCAGACGAUAAGCAAUCAACAUCACAAACUGAUUUUGAUGUUAUUCCUUCAAAGACUUCUGAAAACGUAUCUUUGUAUGAAGAAGAAAAUGAUACAUCUAAUAUUGAAAUCGAAACAAUAAAACAAAAGAAGAAGAAGAAAAACAAAAAGAAUGAUGCUUCAUUACGAGAAAAUAUAACUGAAGAAAUAAAAACUUUUUCUCAAAUCGGAGACGUUCAUAAAACAUUUAAUGUUAUUGAAAAGCAAUUAAGCGAAACUGAUAAUUUAACGGUGGUUGAUAAUUUUAUCGCAACUGUAGAAGAGAAACAACUAAGUGGUGUUGUUCCUACAGUAGAAAAUUUAAUGGAACAUAAGAGGAAACCAAAGUCAAAAAAAUUAAACAAACAAUCAGAACCAGAAGUAUCUAUGGUAGAAACGGAAAAGGAAUCUGAAACAUUGAUUAUGGACGAGCAAUCAUGCAAAGAUACUAAAUCUAACAAAAAGAAAUCUAAGAGCAAAAAAAUCAAGUCUACGGUUGAUGAUGAAAUAGAUGCAGCACUAAAAGAAAUUGAGCAAAAAGAUAAAUCUAAAAAAGAAAAAGGACAUAGAUCUAAAGAAAUAAAAAAUGAUCCCGCUAUAGAUCAGCAGCCUAAAAAGACUGGCGCUGAGACUAUAAAUACGUCAGAUUUUACACAGCACGUGGAAGCUAAUAACUCUAACCUUGUUACCAAGAAUGUACCAGAUGCUGUAAAAAGCAGCAUUAUAACGAUGGACUGGAAUACAUUAAUGGCAGAAGAAGACAAAAUCACAGAAUCUGCUAUUGAACCAAUAAAUGAACCUGAUCAAGAGUGCAAAAUCUCAAGCAGAUCCGUAACACACGUUGCGUCUGAAGUAACUAUUUUACAAGAAAUAUCAAAUCCUCUUAAAGAUAAAAAUGAUAAACUCGAAGACCAUGUGUCUUCUGAUAUAACUGUACAACCAGACGAAGAUAAAGGCUUAGGCAAAGCAAACGAAUCGUUAGCAGGAAAUAUUGAAACUAUAGCUACAUCUAUUAGUGAACAAAAUAAUAAUGAUAAAUUCUUUUCAACUGAUGCACAGAAAGAGCGUUCAGUAAAUGUUGUUGAAGAAACAACUGUAUAUAAACCAGUUGAUCAAGAACUAGAAACACGUAAAAUUUAUCUUAUUACUCACGAAGAGAAAAGGCUACCUCCUAUUAGAACUGUUAAAGUGUUCAAUAGCAAAUGUAAUUCCUUAGAAGAAACAUCUUUGGAAGAAAACAAGGAUGCAAAUAUACCAACAUGUCUCAGUGCAGAUGAAAAUAAAUCGAUUGAUAAAACAUGCAACUUUAAUAAAGAUGUAAUUGAAUCAAUGUCAGAAGCUAAAAAUAUAGAAUCGGUUAGUGAUUCACUGACUGAUAAAAUAAUUGUGAAAGAACAAAGUCUUAACGAAUCAGUCAAAGAAAUGCAUGACGUGGAUAAUUUGGUAAAACAUGACUAUAAAUCAGAAGAUGUUACUUCAAAAAGUGUUUCAUUGAACCUUCACGGAGAUGUUAGAAGUGCAGGAUUAAUGGAAAAUAUUAAAACUAAUACAACUGAUGAGUUAAACCAAACAAAAAUGAUGUAUGAAAAUGUUGAGGAAGAUGGAUCACAAGACAUUGUCGAACAAAUCAUAUUUGGAUCCGUACAAGAACGCAAAAGGCAUGUUGAAAAUACUAAAGGAACCCCUUUUAUUGAAUUGUAUGCAGAAAUUAAGCCUUAUGCAAUUGGUCUUGACUAUCAAAUUUUGGAGUACAAUUACUAUGAAUUUGUUUUAAAUGAACAAAAUAAACAGAAGUUAGAGCUUAAAGAGUUACAAACCACAAGCUCAGAAACUGAAAGAUCACAAUUGUUAAACCAUGAACAGCCUAGCGAGCUUUCUGCUUUAAGUAUAGAUGUUAACGAUGACGUUGAAAGUAGUUUAUACGUUCCGUCCCAACAAAAUAAUAUGUCAUGCUCGAACUACCAAGAAUUACAAAAUUCAAAACAUCAAUAUGCACUUUUGCUAACUGAUAAUUCAUCAGUAAAAUCUCUUGAACAAUCUAAUAAUGCAGAAAUUUCGCACGAAGAAAGUGAUAAAAUUGAUAAACCAAAAGAAAAUACAAGAGUUAUUAACAUGAUAUCCGAACAACUAAGAUACAACUAUCAAGAAAUUACUGAUGGUGAAAAUUUAUUAGGAAAAAUUAAAUCAAAAGAAAUGCGUAAUAUUAAGGAAACAGUAGAAGGAGCAGAACUUGAUUUAAAUAAAAAAGAAACAGAAAAAAUAGAAGUUGUUGUAUGUGAUAGUAAUGUUGUUGCUCAUGAACGUAACGAUGACGUUAUAAGUAAUUUACAAAAUGAUAAUGCUAUAACAAAACUUACAUGUCAAGUAUUUGAACCACUGCAUCAAAACUACCAAAAUAUUGCUGAUGCGGAAAAUUUACUUGGCUUAACAAAGGCACAUGGAAUUGUUCAAAAUGCAGAAAUAAAAUUCCCUGGAAACGAAAUGACAAGAAAUUAUGUUCCUGUCCAGGAACCACGACAGAGUUAUCAAGAAAUUGCUGACGCAGAAAAUAUUUUUGGAAUAAUAAAAUCACGCGAACAAAGUCCAGCUGUAAAUGAACCAGUAAAAAAAUUAAAUAAUAAUAUUAACGAAUUAUUACUUAAUCUAAGCCAUCAACACGAAAUUCCAAGACAUAAUUAUCAAGAACUAGUAGACGCAGAACGAUUAUUAGUGACCAUCCAAAUUAAUAAAUUACACGACACAACCGAAAAAGCUGACUUAAAACAGGAUUUAGAACAGUCUGUAGUUACAAGUGAUAAGCCUUUGCCUGAGUACAAAAUUUGUGAAACUACAAAGCCUAAAUCUUUAUCAACGGAAAAAUAUUUCACAGUGGACACAGCUGUUUUCAACUACCACGAAUUAAAAGAUGCUGAGAUGUUAUUAGCAACAAGUACUGAAACUACUGUAGAUUCGGAAAUUAAAUCAUCCGAAUUAAAUGUAUAUCCUUAUGGAAUACAGGAUCAAGAAUGCACUAAAGUAUUGGAAGAUAAGGAACUAGUUGUGUCUAAAAGCAAAUCAUCUAAUAUAUAUCAAAAAACUUUGUCUCAAGAAAAAGAAGACAGUAAUGUCGAGGAAGUUUCAAGAAUAUGUGUGGAUGAGUCUGCAACUAAUGCAGUUAGUAAAGAAAUACCAAAAAAUAAUGAAGGAAUUGUAAACGAAGAUACAGUUUUUGAACAGAUAAUUCAAGAAAAGAUUAUAGCAGAAAAAACAGACAUCGAAAAUAUUAUAGAUGUCGUUUCCCAUGAUAGUCCUAAAACACCAAAAGAAAUUACGGAUUCACUUGUGCCCAUGGUUUAUGGUGUUAAGACUAAUAUAGAAGAGACAUUACAAGUAAAGGAGACACCAACUACUAUUGAUACAGUAUUGGCCAUUGAUGAUGAUGAUGAUGAUGAUGAUGACGAAUUUGUUUUGGUAGAUAUGGUAGGAGACAAACCACAAUCUUGCUUGUUGAUUUCUGAUAAAAAAAUAGAUUUUGAAAAAGGAAAUUCUUCAGAAUUAGUUGAGGACGCCAUUAAAUUGAUCGAUGAAACAAUUGAAGACGUUACAAUAUUAACUAGUACUCUUGAUAAUGUGGUUCAGGAGAGUCCAAUAUCUGAUAAAAAUGCCGCUUUUGAAAUAUUUGAGGACAAAAAAUUAAGUUCAGUUGAGACUUUAAAGAAUCUUGAAACAGCAGUUGAUAUUGAAGCUGAUUAUGAAAUAGUUCCAGAAGCUAGCACAGUGCAACAAGAAGAACAAUUUUCGCAAAUAUUUACUGAUAUGAAAAAACACUCUGAACCUGACUCUAUCUCGGCUGCAUUCAUUGAAGUCGAAAAAAGUAGUGCUUUGCCCGAAUCUAAAUGUUUUACUUCUCAAUCUGACGAUACGCAAUACCCACCUUAUGAUAUAAAAAGUACGGAUUCUAAUAUUAAAAUAAAAUCUGCAUUAGAGCCUAAUACUAAAACAAUAAGCGAUGAUUCUACUAAAAAUGAUACUAAUGUUACGGAAACCUUGAUUCGUUCUGAAAAAUCUCCUAUUCACAGUUUGCAUGAUCUACUUCCUGAAAUUGAUUCCAUUCCUGAAUUUAAACCCUCCUACUCGAACACUGUUCUGUACUCAAAUUUAUCAGCUGAUGCACCGGAAUUCACCCCUUCUUAUAUGUAUCAAUCCACUGAUGCAACUGUAUCUAAAAAUAAAUCACCUGAUACCAUUGAGCAAGAUAAUAGUUCUAAACAACCAGAACAAGGAAAUAAAUCUACAGAAUCAAUACUUUUACGUUCAGAAGAUACUGUGGUGUCUGCUAGUAUUACGUAUUCAUCAGUUUUAGCCAAAACUCCAAAAGAUCUAAAGGAAUCCAAUAUGCCUGAAAAAGAAAAUUUACAAGGCAUAAUCAAAGAUGAAACUAUAGUUCUUCAAGAAGAACAUGUUGAAACAAAAUCAAAACGAAGUAAGAAAAAGAAAAAGGAAGAUAAAAAGAAUUUCCCUAGAGCACAAAGCACUGAGAAAGAUCAACAGCAGACCCCUAGUGAGAUGGCACCUACUUUGGAGCCAGUCAAUGUUUGGGCUAAGGCAGCAGAAGAGGGUAAAUCGUAUGCAGAAGUUGUAGCUGAAGGUAUAAUAAUAUUAGAACAAAAAGAACCAGAAAUAAUUCAACCUGCAUUUGAAGAACCUAUUCAAUCUAUUAUAAAAUCAAAUGAAAGUAAUGUUAUGGAAGUAGACGAAGAAACCUUAAAAAAUAAUGAUGAAAAUCUUAGUUCCUGGGCUAAAAUAGUAGCAAGUAGUAGACCAUCACCUGAUAGAACACCGAAACCAGAAACUAAACAACAAAAAAUAAUUCAAACACAUGAAUACAAAGCACCUGUUAUAUUAGUUGACGAAUCUGAUACCGAUUUUCAUACAUCGGAUUUACAAGUGGAUGCAGAAGGGUUCAUUAAAGUGGAUAGAAAUAGAAGAUCAAGAUCAAGAUCCAGGGAGUGUCGUUCAACGUCAGUUACAAGAGUGCCUACACAAAAAACAAUUGCUCGCGAUAAGUCCGAAAAUAGAUUUGAUGCAUUGACGAGUACUUUAAAACCGGAAGAUGAAAACAUUCAGAGUAGUUUGUCAGAUGAUGAAAAAGAAUCUUUAACAAAAGAAAGAAAAAGUCGUCCAACAAAAGCUAAAGAAGAAAAAGUCAAUCCUCCGUCAAAAAUGUCUUUAAGCACAUCAGAUGAAGAAAAACCGUCAGUAAAAAAAGAUAUUAAGAAACGAUCACCAAAAUCGAGAGAAAAAUCAAAUAAGUCAAUAGAAAAUAUGGAUAUUCAAUUAGAAGAUAAUGUAGAAGAAUCUCAGACUUUAAAAGAAUCUCCCGAAAAACAUAAGAAAAGUAAGAAAAAGAAGAAGGACAGGAAACCAGAAAACAAAUCAUCUUCUACUGACAUAACAGUUACAUCAUCUUCUACAGAAAAGAGUUCAACAAAACAUGAUCAUAAAGAUCAACGCCACAGAGUUGUAAAAACUCCAGUAUCGACGCCUGAAUCUCAGCAAACACCUAUUAAAGAUAGAUUAUAUUCAGAAGCUCAGUUUUGGAAAGUUGGUCCAAGUGAGUUAGAGUUAAGCAAUUUAGCUGAGAGUUUAACAAUUGAAGUUACUGAGGGCAAUUUUGAAGAGGCGCAAUUCACUCUUAGUGAAAAUUCUUCUAAAAAUAUUCGUAAUGAUGAUGAUCUUAUUUUUAAAGAUACUGAGGUUUCUAAUAAAAAUAUUGGUUCAAAGGAAAAUAACUCCAAAGAGAGAGGAGACUUUGAAAUUCAAACACCUAUCGUAGAAGAAAAUAUUUCUGAUGAGCAAUCGCUUGAAAGUAAAAUAGCAGACAUACAGCGAGAAAUCGAAGAAAUGUUAUUGCCAGAAAAUGAUAACUCCGUUACGAGUGAUGAAAUUCCUAUAGAAUUAUUGGAAGCAAACCCACUUUCUGAAGAUUUACAUGAUGAAAUACUCGAUAAUAUGAGUCCUCUUUUAGCUUCUUCCGAGUCAGACGAUUUGUUACCGCACCCAAAAUCAACAAAGAUUGACGAUCGCGCUUAUUCAUCUAAUGAUCAGCAUGUUAGUGUCAGCAUGAUCGAUGCAGUAUUUUGUGAUUCCGAUUCAGUUAAAACAUUGUCAGAAGAAAAUCAGGAAGAUAUUACACGACAACACCAAUUUAAUAAAAAUACUUUCAAUGUUGAAGAACAGGAAGUUCAGUUGUGUGUAGAGCCGGAAGUCACAAAAACCGAAAUAUUUGACGUAGUAACAACAGAUAUAUGUACUCCAACUUUAACUGACACCGACACAUUAUCUACUAACAAUGUAUCCAAUUUCAUCACUAACAACUUAUCACAUCUAAAAUCAGAUGAAUUGCUGUGUAAUAAAUUCGCGAUAGAUGACGCUGAAAAACUUCUCGCUGAACAAAACACAAAGCUUAAUUCAGACGAUAAUUUGGUUUCCAAAAAUAAAUGUGCUAACUUAGAAUCAAAUCUUAAAAACGAUAACUCAUUUUGGCCUGAGAAAUAUAUUUAUCACGAUGCUGAAUGUCAGUACUUUAUUUCAAUAUCAAAUAAAAAUAAGACGUCUAAUAAUAUUCCGAGUGAUAUAUCAAUAAAUGAUCAAAAUGAUAAAGAUCGUGAUCCUAAUGGUAGGUCUGGUCAUUCUUCUGAUACAGAAGAAAAGGAUUCGCGUCAGUCUAGUUUGCCUUACGAUUCUAACUAUAUUUCCAUGGACCUUCCGGGAGGAAUAUGUAGUUGGAAAGAUCACAGUUCUUAUUUGAGCAUAGAAACGCCUACUGAUUCUUUGUUGAAUCCGUCAUACGAAAACACCACUCAAAUAGAUGUCGACAUACCAGAGGAUACACUAACAGCCCUUUCCCUCGAGACCGUUACCCCACCCACACCCACACAGGAGGAGCCCAAAGAAGAAAGAAUCCGGAAGGCAGCCAAGGAUGACUUAUCUAACGAUAUUGAAACGCUGCUCGAGGAAGUCAAAAUUGUGCAAGCGAAUCUAUCCGAUCUUCCGGACGAAAGCCUUGACGCUAUGGAGGAAGGACUUCGGGAGGGCAUAACAAUUCUAGUCAAGUGUGAGGAGGCUGCCAAUCUCUUGGAGCAGAAGAUUAUGGAAUUCUGCCACGAAUCCGAGGUUCAAACGCUUCUAAAGGAGAUCGCAAUGAUUAAGACGCGAAUCACAAAGUUGCUACUGCAAGCCCGGCAAGGAUUGACCACGAUUCAUGUAAGCAAGGAUGCGAAGGGCGAAUUAUUACGUCAAACUAAAGAAAUGGAAGAACAAAAACAAAAAAUAGCCAAACUUGAUCAUUGGCUUGAAGAUAUUAAUAAUGAGCUUAAAGAAUCCACAAAUCAGUUAAACGUAUUUACUGAAAAUGAUAUUAUUAGGUAUAUUGAAAUAUAUGAAAGGUAUAUUAAGGAAUAUGAGGAGUACGAAGUCUUAAUUAAUUCUAUUAUUGCGGUAAUUCGUGAAGAUUCUAGUCAAUUGAAACAAAAUUUACAUACAACUAUUAAAACAUUAGAAGAAACCAAAAGUCUAGUCAUUUUAGAAAUAUUGAGAUUGAGACAUAUGUUAAAACAAAUGAGGAAUGAACCAGAAGUCCUGGAAGAUGAUCUAUCACAAACAGAUAGAACUAUUGAUUCGACUUCAAUGCCGGAAGAAAUUGUAUCUCCGCGUGAAUCUGAUAACCAAGAAUUGAAAAUGAAUGAAUCGGCAGUGGAAAAAUUAGAAAGUGAUGUUGUUUCUAGAGCUAAAAGUGAACUUACUCCAGAACCAAGUAAAACAAACCAAAAAACGCAAAUUGAAGAAUUAAAAAUUCGUACAGAAGAACAAGUUAAGGCUUGUACUACUACUGAAACGCAAACUGGUAAGAGUCUUAUGUCUGAGGCUCCUUCUGUUAUUGACAGAUCUGUGAUAUGUAAGCCAGAGGAAAAAAUAUUGCGUGACAUAUCUGUGACUUGUGCUCCACCGCAAGAAGUAGAAGUACAAACAAGUGAAAUAAAGUCUUCGGAUAAAGAAAUUCUUGAAAAUAUACAAGUAAAACAGACAAUUUCUGAAGGCCAUGAAACAAUUGAAAUUGAAAGUCGACCAGUAAGGAGAGACCAAAAGAUUGACGAACAGUCAUUACUUAUAGAUGCCCAAUAUAAUGAUGAUAAUAUGUAUAAAGAUUCGAAGCUUAAUAUUACACACAGCUUACCUCAAUCAUUCGAAACUGUUAUGGUUGAACCAGAUGAAACAACGACUGAGGUUGUUGUUGAUGCUGAUGGCACCAAAAGAAUAAUAGUUAGGAAAGUAAGGAAAACUUUAGUGACACGACAGCAAAUAAUUCAACCUCAGCAAACUAGUGAUACUAUCCCUCAAGAUCAAUCAUUCUCGCAGUUGAUACUUAAAGAAGAUACAGGUUCAAGCUCAAGAUUGUUAGAAGAUGGUAGCAAUAGAUAUAUUCAGUAUCAAAGUCAUGAUGGCAAAGUUAUAUCUGGACUUCCUGGCAGUGAAGUUACUAUACAAGAGUUUACAUCACACCCUGAUAUGAUUAUUAGAAUGGAACAGGGGAUGAAACCUGAAGAAAUACUUCAAUUAGCUGAAGGUGAAACUCCAUGUCAUAUACAAACGUCUGCAUCUAGUGUUACAGCAGUCGUUCAACAAGUUACAAAGCGGAUUAUAAAAACUAAGCGUCGCAUUAUUCGUCGUGUUGUUAUAAUCGAUGGCAAAGAACAUGUCACAGAAGAGGUGAUAGAGGAACCUGAUAAUGUGGAAGUUUUUGAAGAACAAAUUCCAAGAGUAUCUAUUAACGUAAGAGAUGGUGUAACGGCUGAAGACGACACAGAUAACCAAAACAAACCAUCAUAUCCUCCUAGUAGUCGAAAAGGGGAUAAUGACCAUGACCUGGAUAAAGAUACUAAAAAAGAUAAUGAACAAAAAUUCGAAGACCUGAAAGAUAAAUAUCAAACACAACCUAAAGAGUCAAAUAUAUCGCAUAACAUACCAAAUUUGCAGACUUUAACAAAAGAAUUUUUACAAAAAGAAAGUGAUGACAGAAAUGCAACACUAACAAAUGUUACAACUUUAGAAAAAAAUGAUAAUUUAACAGGAGGUGAAAUGUCUUUUAUUUCCAGUGAUAUGCAUUCUAUGCUAGAAAUGAGCUCUGCAAAUAUUGCUACAGUUGUACAAAAAGUUACAAAAAAGGUAAUAAGAAUAAGAAGGCGCAUUAUAAAACACAUACAAAUUAUUGACGGUAAAGAACAUGUGACUGAAGAAGUUAUUGAAGAACCCGAGGAAGUCGAAAUCACUGAUGACGAACCAAAAGUAUCACAAAUCUUCCAAAAACAAGGUGAAACACAGACAAAACGUAUUAAAAUCAUACGACAAGUUCAUGUUGUCGACGGAAAGGAACACGUUACAGAACAAGUUGUAGAAGACCCCGAUGAUUUUGAGAUUUUCUCUGAAUCAAACAAGACUCCAAGUUAUAAUUUGAACAUUACUGAGCUCGUAGAUCCGGUAAGUUCUAUUACUACUACUGAUGUCACUAAGCAUGUAGAAACACAAGAUCAAAGUAUUGUAAAAACUGAAGAUUUCAUUGAAGGUAAAGAUGACCACUUAAAGUUAGUGCCAACUUUGGAUAAAAACGAUGAAAAUAAAAUAACAAUAGAGUCGAAGCAAAUUAUUGAAGACCCCGAUGAUAUUGAUGAGCGUAACAUGAAGCAAAAUAAUAUUAGUCACAAAUUACAUAUAACGGAGCUAGAUGAGCAGGAAAUUCCAAAAACUAGCAGUGAUAUUGAAAAACAAGAUAAAAAUAUUAAAGAUUUAGCUAAAGAUUGGAUAGAAAAUGAAAUAAAGCAAUCAAUAUUAUUAGACCCAGGAAACGUUUUAGAAAAGCAAAAGAAUGCAGAAUCUAAGCAACAAAUUUCAGUGGUACCGACAGAAAUUAGUAAAACAGAUACUUUAGAUCAAAUACCCAUGCACACAACGUUGACUAGAACAAGAAAACGCAUUAUAAAAAAUAUUCAUAUUAUUGACGGUAAAGAACAUGUGACAGAAGAAGUAAUUGAAGAACCAGAUGAAAUAGAAAUAAUAGAAGGAACUCCAAUUGUAUCACAUAUUGUUCAAGAAGGAGGUACUAAAACAAAACGGAUUAAAAUUAUACGUCAAAUCCAAGUCAUUGAUGGCAAAGAAAAUGUUGUAGAGCGGAUAAUAGAAGAUCCAGAUGAUGAAUACAUCGCCGAAUCUACUGUAACUGCUACUGUAGAUGUCCAAAUGAGUAAACCAGGUGUCACACAACUUAAAGAGAAGGAAAUUUCGAAUGAACAAACAACUAUGAUUGCUGAGAAUAAAAAUAUUGGUUCUGUUGUUAACAUUACAAAAGAUUUCCUCAGAAAUGAAUCACCUCGUACUGAAGAAUUGCAAAAGUCCUAUGAAAAAAUAGAGAAAGAAACCUCAAGGGAUAAAGCACUUCCAAUUGAUUUAGAUACUAACAUUUCACUUCCCGGACAAAGUGAGGAAAACAAAAACGCGAAUAAUAGUAAGGAAAUAAUAACAUAUACAACAAAGUCAAUAAAAGAAACUACAGAUAAACCUCAUCUUUUAGAAACUUCGGAAAAUAUAAUAUCUAAUGUUGGAACACUUGUAGAUGAGCCACCUAUUGACAUUUCGAGAAAAUUAAUUGAAAGCGAAUCUCAUCACUCAACCAUAUUAAGUCUUCCACAUGAAACGAAAAUUGAUAUGGUUGAACAGAAACUGGAUUUACACGAGACAGCUAAUUCAAAUAUAAAAGAUUUUGAGUCCGUUGAGAACUUAACAGCUGAUACUGAAAAUGAUAUUACCCGUUUAUCAAUAAGGAAAAGUGACGUAGAUGAAAUUGCUCUAAUUAAAUCUCAAGAACCAGUGAUAGAUAUAGAGCUGGACACUGCAGAAAAGAGUAAAAUUGUUCAUGAAACUGAAACUAUCGAUGUUCAAGAACCAAUACAAAUCGGUGUUCAAGAUCACACUAAACAGGUGUUAGCGGACCUGGAAGAACAUCAUCCUAACACAUUAAAUAUUACAAAAUCUGAAGACAAAGCCCAAGCGAUUCCAGAAAAUAUCGUUUCAAUUCCUAUAGCGGUUGAAGAGCAAAAGGAUGACAAAUCUUUAAUUGUUGAGACAGAAAAUUUUAUAUUAGACGAUAAAAGUUCACGUGAUAGUCCAAAAGAUCAAUCUCUUUUUGAAACUACUAGCAGAUUUAUUGAAAUGGAAGCUGAACAUUCUCACAUUAUGUUAACAGAGGGUGUAAACAGUUUAAAACCUUUAGAGGCUACAGAAAAUAUGACUUUAGAAACAUAUUUACUAGAAGAAGAACAAAAGACCCAAGAAGAAAAACAGGAUAGUGUAAAUACUGAUAAAACAUUUGAUCACCAUGAACCACUUGAAGUAAAGAAGAAUGCUGAACAAAAUACUGUACUGGAGGAAAACUCUUCACGAGAAGGACAAACACUUGUACCAGGGCAGGGAGAAAUAUCACAAGAUUUAAUAAAAACAACUACUAGGACACGUAUCAUAAGGCAUGUACGAAUCAUUGAUGGUAAAGAACAUGUAACGGAAGAAGUAGUAGAAGAACCAGAUGAAGAAAAAAAUCUUGAAGAAAAUUCAAACUUAACUAUUCAAGAGGAAGGUAUUCAAACAAAACAGAUUAAGAUUAUACGCCAAGUAAAUAUUAUUGAUGGGAAAAAACAUGUUACUGAAAAAAUUAUAGAAAACUCAGACAAUGAAUAUAUACCAGAGACAACUAUUAUAGCUAAUAUUGACUUAAAGCUAACUGAUUCAAAUAUAACUAAUGAUAAACCAGAAAAACAAACUCCAGAAAUUUCUGAAGGUAGAGAAUUUGUUCAAGAUAUAUCUAAAGCAUUGGUAAGUGAUUUUACAGACACCAUAAAAAAAGAAAGUACAGAUAUUGAAGAUGAAAUUUCCACUAUUCAGUUAGAUACUAAAAAUGUUACUGAGCAAAAAGAACAGAAAAAAUAUCUUGAUAAGGAGCAGGAAGUAUUUUCUAAACAUCCUAGUAAAUUAGCUUUUACAUCUGAAAAAAAUUCAUUAAACAAUAAAAAUAUAACAGCUGAAUUUUUGACUGAGGAAACAAAGAAAAAUAAAGAAAUUUUAAAGGAAAGUAACAUUGACAAAUCGGUGGAUGACAUUUUUAUUCAAGAAAAAGAAUUAAAAAAAGAAUUAAAUGACCCAGUAAGCACUUCGCAAAUAUCCGAAGUGAAUUUUUCUUUACCUUGUGAUACUCAAACUGAAAAAUCUAAGAAACCUCUGAGUCCUCAGAGUCAAUCAUCGGUAGAUUUAGAGCCUGCAGAAAGAGGAACUGUAAUUAGCGAAUUUGUAAUAAAUGCUGAAAGUAAGGAACCAGAAAUAUCCUAUAUACAACAAUUUCAGUCACCUUCACAAGAAUCUCCUGAAGUUUUAGAAAAAGGUAUACUAAGUCAUCCAGUCUCCAUAGAAAAUAUUGAGCCAUGGGAAUAUACGCAUUCUGUUGAUAUUGUUUCUGCGCCCACUAAAUUAAAUACAAAACACGAUAUUGUUGCUUUUAUUGAAUCAGAACGUAUGAACGCAGAUGCAAGUGUUGUUCAAGAUGUAGACUCAUUAAAAAUUGAAAAACAGAAAGGCGAUUUCCCGGAUAAAUCAUUGCAAGCUUGCGAAUUAAAGAGAGACUUGGAAAAAACUGAAAGUGAAUGUAAUCCAUCUCAAACAGUCGACAUGAUAAUGUCUCUUUCAAAAAUAGACAAAGACAAAAAAUACGAACCUAAAAUUGAAGUAAAUAUUAAAAUAGAAGAAUUUGAAACAUGCACACCAUCAAUAGUUAAAAAAGAUAUCAAGGCUGAUUUGCCAACUGAAAUUACUGUUAUUAAUGAACAACUCAAAAAAGAUGUAUGUAAUUUAACUAAGGAAAAUGUACCAGAAUCGCAGUUAAUACCGGAAAAAUCAAAUAGAGAUGAUCAGCAAUCGUUACCUGACCUUAACGAACCGUGCAAUGAUUCCAUUCAUACCGAAUCUUAUAUUGAAUCAGAUAAAAGUAUAGAAGGUACAGAAAGUUCAUCAUUAACUCAUUACAUUAAAUUACCAACUCCACCAAAGAAUGAAUCGCCAAAACCAUCCCCAAGCUUAUUGGAAGUAGAAGAAGUUUCAAAGGAUGUCAGUGAUGAACCCUUAUCCGCAUCUACAGAUGUCGAAAUAAUUACUGAAAAAGGAUAUGAACCCGAAGAUUUAUCUUUACACCAAGAACCAGCAGUAGAAAAGAAAAAGAAGCAUAAAAAGCGAAAGUCUCACGCGAUUAGUGAAGAAACUGAGUACCCAAAACAAACUACCACUGAAGGAGACACUGAAAUUUCAACCCCAGUGGAAAUGGAAGAGCCUAUUUGUCACAGGAAAAUAAAGUCCAAGAAAAGUAAGAAAAAGACUCCCGUUACUGACAAGAUUCCGGAAGAUCUAACAUUAACAGCAUCAAAAUCGGAGAGCCCAAAGGUUGGGGCUGAAAUUGCCACCUCAUCGCCUCAAGAGGAAUCAUAUCACACUAUAAGUGAGACAUCCGAUAUGAAUACUGUAAAAAUUGUCGAGGAAUGUAUUGGUAGCAGUCCAGAAAUAAUUCAAAAAGAAGUGACUACCACUGUGACUUACCCAGUACCUAUUGUUGAAGAAAUUGCUAUUAGCGAAUAUUCAGUUCAAACCUCACCCGAAGUAAUGGAAAUUGAAAAAGAUGACAUUAAAGAAAUUGCCAAGACAGAGAUGAUUGACUCUGAAUUGCAAACUUCUCCCACUCCUGUCAAAGAAAUAUUAACUCAGACUUCACCUGUUGAAGAUAUUGAAGCCCACACUCAAACUUUGGACGAUACAAAAAUUAUUGAUAAAGUGGAUUUGUUAGAUUCACAAAUUCAGACAAGUCGGACGGAAUCACCAGAAGAAAUUAUGAAAACUGAGGUCACCACCCAAGUCAUCUCAAGAGAUAUAGUUUCUCCUGAUGACAAAUUUUCACAAACAUCCUCGCCAGUAAACGAUGUUGAUAAAAUAGUUGAAAGAGAUUGUCGAGGUAUUCAAACCUCACCUCAACCUCAAGUACAUAGGGAUGAAAAGAGCACUGAAAUAAUAAUUGAAACAACCGAAACCGAUAUACAAACUGUAAAGCAAGAUGUUGUAGAUCAAGAAACAUCAACAUCACCUACCAAAAUUACGGAAUUAAUAGAGAUGAGUAUUCAAACCCCUGAAAUUCCUCUUGUUGAUACCUUUACGCAGUCAGAUUUAUCAAUUGGAGAUAUAGAAACUUAUAAACAAGAAAGUUCAAGCUUACCUACAACAGAUGUUACCAGUCAAAUAUCAACAAUUGAUAGAACUCAACAAACAACUCCUAGAAAUGAUGACGCUGAAUUAAAAUCUAAAACAGAUAUAACGAGAAAAGAACAUGCCAUGAUUGAUAACGCCCAACAAACUACUCCUAGAAUUGAAAGUAAUAUUACACCAACUUCGCAAUUAGAUUUAAUUAAAAAAGAAAUAGUCACUGUUGAUGAUGCUCAGCAAACUACUCCUAGAGAUUAUAAAGAGGAAGAUAAAUUAUUAUUGCCAGUAGAGUACAGCAAUAAAAAUGAAAUUAAAACUAUCGAUAGCAUUCAACAAACAUCUCCACGAGAUUAUUCGGAGGAUUCGAUAUCAACAUCUACCGACGAACCUUAUGAAAUCCAUUUACGAGCUCAAAUCUCUAUUCCACGAUCCACACAUGACUUUAUUGAAAAUGAACGACAAACAGAGCAAAUUUCCCAACCUAUAAAAGAUACUCAUAAGCAGAAGAAAAGAAAACCCAAGAAAAAGGCAGAUUCGCCAUUACAAUCACCAAGUAGCUUAUCAGAUCCUAUCAAUGCUGAAUUAUCAUUUUCAGUUACGCCAACAAGUGAAGAUUUAUCUAGUAAAGAAACCUCUUCAAUAGACGAAGGUAUUUCACAACUAGCUAGUCCUGUUCAACCAAAUCAGCAAGAAAUUUAUAUAACUACGCAAAAACCUACUUAUUCGGAUGUAGUUCAAAGGUCUAAAUCAAAAUCGCCAUCUCCAAGUAAAACAAUAUUUAGACCAAAAGUUGGCAAAGCAAGAUUGAUUAAUACCCUAGAAAAAAGAACACAGUACCUUAGCGAACCUCAAAAAUUAUCAGAAAAUUCAUUAACUGUCGCACUUAUUGAGCCUUCUGUAGAGAAAUCGUAUGAUCUAGUUGUUAACAAAGAAUUAGAAGAAAUAAAAACUGCUAUAAAAAACAACGAUCCAACUAAAAUUGAAAAGAGUAUUAUUGUUGUGAUUGAAACGAUAUCUAUUUGGCUAGAGGAGAUUCAAUAUAAAAUUCAAAGACAAGCUAUUGAAGGAGAUAAACCAAGUAAUGAAUCUGAACGUGUAAAAGCACUAGAAAAUUAUGUUCAAGGUCUGAGAGAAAUCGUAUAUGUAACGGAAGUAAAUGAAGAAAUUAUUACUUUAAUUGAGACUAUCACGCGUCAAAUACAAACAAUUGGUUAUUAUAGAAGUAGAACGUCUGAAAAGAUAAAGGAAGAGGAAAAUGAAUGGAACAAAUUUUUGUCAGAUAUUGAAAUUUUAGACUCGUCUGUAGAUAAACUUAAAUCUACCUUAGAUGAAUUAAUAAUAUCAGAAAAUCCCACACAGAAAAAACUUGAUAAUCUGGAUGAGAUUGAAAAAGAUAAUGUAUAUAAUUUAGAUUUUACCAAGAAAAUGUUCCAAACUUAUCGUAACUUUAUGGAAAUAAACCCAAAAAGAGAAUGUCCAACAAAACUAUUUGCAAUAGAUGAAGGAACUAAACAAAUAGAAAACACAAUUAAUACUGAAAGAGAUCGGCUCUUACAAUUAACGUCACUGGCUGAGGAAUAUGAACAAACUUUGCAGGACUUUGGACAAAUUACUGAUGUAGCAGAGGCACUGCUUGAUGGAAAAAUUAUUGUUUCUAACUUAGAUCACCUCUAUGAAGAAAUUCAGAAACAUAGAAAGUUCUUUAUAAAUUUAAGUCAUUGCAGAGCAAUUCUUGAAUCGCUAGAGAACAACUUGGAUACUGAAACAAGAACUAAAUACUCAGCAUUGCACCAUUCUUUGCAUGAUAGAGCAACGUUAAUUAUUGAUAGAGCUGCUGGUCGCGCUCAACAAAUGACUUUAGCCGCUUCAAGGUGGAGUGUGCUAGAUCAAAGUAUGAAAGAAGAACAACAAUGGCUUAGAGUAGCACAACAAAGAAUUCCUGAUCUUUCUAAUGUAACAUCCAUUGACCACGAACAAUAUAUAAAUCUCUAUCAAUCUAUAAGCCUUGACGCAUCACAACAUUAUGCUAAAAUGCUUCGUUUAUUGUCUAUUACGGAAGGACUUCAAGGUUUGAUUGUUUGUUCGGGGCUUGAAACGGAAUGUUCUGUUGCGCUUGAUACUUUACUUAAACUUCAAGAAGACAUCGAUUCCAGGUUAACACGUUUAACAGCGUUUAAAGAGAACUGGGUAACGUAUGAUAAUCUUAUUGACCGGAUUGAAGGUUGGAUGAAACUAGCAAAUAAAGAGCUAGAACAUAUAACCCCUGAAAAUAUUACAACAACAAGUAACCUUCGUCGUUUUUGGGAAUUAAAAGCACAACAUGAAGUUCAUAAUAACUUGAAAAAUGAAUCUGGAGUUCAAUUUGAAAAGGCCUUAGAAAUACUACCGAUAUCAGAUGAAAUGGUGCAGCGGCAAUUCUUCUCCAAAAUUGAAGAUAAAUGGCGAGAUUUGUCAUCAAGAAUAUGUCACAUUCACACAUCUGCAAUCAAAAACAUAUCUGAUCGCGAUGUUCCAUCUAGUGAAAAGCUUAAUAUACUCGAAGAUGAAAUGAGAGAGCUUAGGGCUAUGUUGGACGCCCUAAAAGGCGUUAUCAAGAGUGACGAUGAAUUAAACCUGUACAUCGAACGUCUCCAAGUGAUGACAAGCCGAAUCGACAGAAUACAGAACGAACUCGGUAGGUUAAGCUUACUUCCCACCGCGGAAUCAGAGCGUUUAGGCGCACUUUUGACUCAGUCUGGAUUACUGGAUGAUCAAAUAGCUGAAGAGCUCGAAAGAAGUAUGCUCUUGAAAGAGAAAAUAGUGCAAGUGCAAGCCGGUAUUGCCCGUUGUCAAAAAAGCCAACGACGCGCCCAACUGACUUUGGAAGAGUGUGAAGCAGCCGAGCGCCUCGGAAGCGAUGUUGUAGAAAGAGCGUCACAAACGUGUGAGAAACUGAUAGAAGAUCUAUCAACGCAAUGGCGAGACAUAUUAGCGCUCAGACAAGCAUUGCACACAUUGCCUACAGCACUUCGCGUCUGCGUAUCGCCUAUAAGCAUUGAAAGGGAUAUUUCUGCACUACAGGACACACACGCUGAAUUGGAAGCCGCUUGCAACGAGUUGAGCGUUCGUUUGCGCAGUAAAGUACAGCUGUGGAGACGUUUCGAACGUCAACUGGAGCUGGUGCAGGGCGCCGUACGCGAAGCUGACUACAUGGUGGAACUGCUCACGGUACAGGGCCAAGUCGACUAUGAUCGUCUGCUAAAAGCUACUGAGAAACUUGAGACACUAAGUGACUCACUGUCACGUCGGAGCGGUGAGCUGGUUGGUUCGCUGCGUGAAGCCGCGGCGCCACUAGAGUCAAGCUGUGAGCCUGGCAUCGCCGCCAAGCUCAGGAAAGAGCUGGACGAUGCGGCUGCGGCAUACGAGCAUACCUGUUCCAACCUAACGCAGCUCUGCGACAAGUACCACAAGGCGGUGGAGCUGUGGCGACGAUACCGCGAGGCGGCGGCGUGCGUGCGCGCCUUCGCCGACCAGCACGAGGGCACGUUGCACGCGCUGCGACCACACGACGCUCCGGCAGCCGCGCAGGCAUGUCUAGAACAAGAGGCAAGAGUAGCAGAACUCAGGUCCCUAGCCGCACGAGUCGCAGCAGAAACCGGCUCCAGAGCAUUACAGGCCGAUGCGGACGCACUCGCCAGGAGACUGCAGCUUGUCGCUGGCGCUGUUCAAGCGCUGGCAGAUCUUGGUGAAGCUAGACAACUAGCACGAUCUAAAGCACAACAUGCCAAGGAGAUGUUCUGUGAUAUGAGACAGGAUUUGACCCCAGUUCAAGAAGACGGAGAAAUAGUUGAAGACAAAUUAAUAGCUCUGCGAGAAAACCUUAUCGCACUCGGUAAAAGCGAGGCCGUCAUCGCUCCCGCUAAGGCAGAGCUUCCGGACAUCGACCGAGACGUGUCAGACGAACAUUCCAUUGUGAGAAUAUUAGAACUAUGGCAGGCCAUGUUCAGAGAUACUUUCUUACACUACCAUCGUUUAUCAACGGCACUGGUAAGGUCUGGAGACGCAGCGACUGCUCUGCGAUUAUGGAACGAAUAUUUAUUAGACUUACAAUCAUUCCUAUCCGGUUCCGUACCGGCUGAUUACGAAAAUUUAACCGAACACCGCAGACUUUGCAGAGUACACAGAAAUCUUCUAGCGUCACAACGAUCAGUGUUGAUGAAUGAAAAUAAAGAAUCUAAAAAUCGUGAUCUAGCUGACAAAUUUGACACACUAACCAAUCUCCACAAUGAAACUUUGGCGAGAAUCGUCGAAAGACACGACGAGGUAUGUACUCGUAUCGCGGCUUGGGACGAAUACAUACAAAUAUACACCGAACUACUUCGAUGGCUCAAGGAAAUAGAAAGGGAAAAAGAAAAGUUACAGCUGAGAUAUGUACAUAUAAAGAGGAUACACAAAAUUCUAUCUAAUAUUCAGAAUCUUGCAGACAAAUUACCCGAAGGCAGGAAGUUUUCGGAAAAACUAUUGGAAAAUCUAAAGAAGGUAAUGGAAUUCACAGAAGAAACCUAUGGUGCUUCUGUAAGGAUGGAAUAUGCAGGUAUCGUUAAGAGAGUUGACAAUUUACAAGCAAGUCUUGAUACUUGGCGUGACUUCCUAACUCGGAUACUUGGUCUUAUUGGAGAAUAUGAAACUUUAACGGAUGACUUAAACAAGUUAUAUUCUAAGACACAAGGUGAAAUUAUGUCUUACUCUGACGAUGACCGACUAUCUAGGCCUCAGCUUAAAAAAGCGAUAGACAAGUACGCUGAUUUAAGAACAAAAAUCGAUAAAACUGAAUCAAAACUAGAGGCUCUGAGCGUUAUUCAGGAGCAAUUGAAAGAAUGUCUUAGUCCUCAAGAUAUAAGAAUAGUUAAUCAAAAGGUCUGGCAAUUACGUCAACAGCGCGCUGACCUGGAACACCAACUCUCCAUUAUUAUUCAUAGGCUGCAAGAACGAUUAGAAAUAUAUACAAUAUUUGACUCUAGGCUCUCUCGGUUUAGCGAAUGGAUAAGAACACUCGAAUCGCGUCUCGAAACGACUACAUCUAAUAGUGACUUAGGAGCAUUAGAUCCUCAAGACUUGGUCAGAAGGAUUAAUUCAGAUAUUCAAGCGGAAACUUCGCUGAAAGAACGGGAAUUCGAAUGGCUUGCAGAAACAGGAAGCGUUUUAACUGAUUUGGCUAAAAAAGAUGAAAAAGCUUACAGCAAAAAUACAUCAAAACAGUUAAAAGAUAUUCAAGAACGCUGGCAUAAUUUGCAAGAAACGGGACGAAAUCGAAUAGCCAAGAUCAAUGAAUUACUCGAAACAAUUUCGCAAUUAGAAGAACGAUUGACGGAAAUCAGACUUAAAUUACACACCAUAGAAUCUAAUCUUUCAACGCCAGUCGUACUAGAACAUUUGACGACUAAAGCCGUUGAUACUAAAUUCCAGGAACAAGACGAAAUACACAAAAACAUUGAAAACGAGAGCGGAGAAGUUGGUAAAACGCUAAACCUUUGCGAACUCGUAUUUAAUGAUGCUGACGUGCUUAAAGGUAACUUUGAUUUACGGAAUUUACAUACAGGAGUAGACAUUGUUGAAAAGAAAUGGAAAAACAUCUGCGAUAUGUCUGAGCAACGAAAGAAAGCCUUGAAGGAGGUUAGAAAAUCUGCUGAGCUGUCUAAUUCUCUGCUACCAAAAGUUGAAAAGAAGCUUGACGGAAUAGAAAAGAGAGUCGAAAAAAUUGAAACCCGCAAACAAAGAGGUGAAGCUGAAGAUGAGACUGUUUCAAAGGCUGUGAUUAAAGAUUUAGAUACCUUAGAAGGAGAUAUUAAGAAAUUAGAGGAUGCAUAUAGCCGUAUAGCGUCAGCGAGAGGAGUUGAAGUCCGAGGGCCUGGGGCUGAUGAUGCCGCAAGGCUCAGAGCGGCGGUACGGCGAUGGCAACAACUACGUUGUAGAGUAGACGCGGCUGGUGCAGAUGCUCAUCGACAAUUCGUCGCAGCUCAUGGAAAGGCGGUAGUGGCGUUAGCAGAAGCAGAUGUUAGGUUAACGAGAGCAUUGCAUCUCGCUCCGAUUCCUUCAGAUAAAGCUGCCACCCUCAAAGAAUUAGACGGUGUGGAGUUGGAACUACGUGAGUGUGAAGCGUUAGUAGAUGAAGCAGAUAGAUUGUCAGUAUCAGUAGCUAGCGUGUCUGGCGUGUCGGAUAUGGUGAGCGAGUAUCGCGCACUGUUUGCUGACGUCAGGACCCGGCUGGACCUCGCGAGGGCUGAAGUGGUCGGUGACGUGGACACUGCUGUACAGGUCGACACAUUAAAAUGGGAGACUGACGCAGCGUUACAAGUAGACACAUUAACAUCCAAAGAGACAUAUCGUGUCGAACUGGCGUCUGCAGUUAAAGAAACAUCGGAAUCUCUAGAAGCGCUCCGAACAGCACUACUCCAAGAACUUAAAGAAAACACUGGCAGCGAAGAAUUAGCUACAGCAGCUAAAGAAAUAGCUAAAGCUGGAGCUAAGCCCGAACAAACACUAGAAUUGGCUAAACAUCUAUCAGAACUGUUACUAACAGAAUGCGACGCCACCGAGGAAGAAGCGAUGUUGAAGGAGGUGGAAUCUCUCUCAUUAAGAUACGAAGAUCUCUUGACUCAGGCCAAGAAACGCGAACUACAGAUCAACAAUCUGAGGUUGCCCCACUCCGCGUCGUACGCUCUCACGUGCGAACAUGAGUCCGGUCGCGUCACGUGUCCCCUGUGCUCCGAUCGAAACUGGAAGCAGCUCGACAACGACCUGUGGCGGCUGGAGCAGUGGCUGCAGUUCGCAGAGGCCACGGACGAGGCGCGUUCCGAGCCGCCCGAGCAGUACGACGCUCUCGAGGACGCAAUACAGGAUCACCGCGAGUUCCUGCUGGACCUGGACUCUCACAAAGCGCUAGUGGUGUCGCUGAACGUGGUGGGCGCGCACGUGACCCGCCACGCGCGCCGCGCGUCCGACGCGACGCGCGCGCGCGAGCGCCUCGCCGCCGCCAACCGGCGCUGGGACGACGCCUGCGCGCGCGCCGCCACCUGGCAGGCCACGCUGCAGCACGCGCUGCUGCACAACGCGCAGUUCCACGACAUCGUGGUGGAGUUGGUGGAGCAGCUCGCGGCAGCGGAGCGCACGGUGCGCGCGCGCGAGCCGCUGCGCCUGGCGCGGCCGCCGCAGGAGCUGCGCGACGACUUCCGGCGCUUCAGCGAGCUGCGCGACGAGCUGAGCCGCGCCGAGCCGCGUGUGCUGGCGCUACGGGACGCCGCGCAACUGCUGCGAGCCGACGCCCAGCACGUCUGCCGCAGACUGGGCGAGCUCCGACUACGCUUGCAAUCCCUCCGCAAGCUGUCGGGCGUAUAUGCACUUAAGCUGGGCGCGGCGCUGGCUCGCUCUCCGCAGCACAGCUCCGCACUCGCCGCUGCCGCCGCCAGCGCUACCGCCGCCACCACACAGCUGUUGGAGGAGGACGAGCAGCAGCUGCCGGCGAUGACGCUGCCGCCGCUCGACGAUGCAGACGCGCUGAGCGAGGAGCGUGAGCGGCGCGAGCUGAGCGGCGUGCGGCGCGGGCUGCGCUUCGUGUGCCGCGUGGCGCGCGCGUCGCUGCCGUUCCAGGCGCUGCUGCUGCUGCUGCUGGGCGCGGCGGCGCUGGCCCCGCUGGCGCCGCCCGACUGCCGGCCGGCGCCGUCGCUGACGCCGGUGCUGCGCUACCCGCACGGGCCGCCGCCGCUCUAGACACAUUCCGCCUGUAAAUACGACGAGAUUUUUGUAUAUUUGUAACGUUGGGUGACCCGUGGCGCGGCGGUAUCGACCAUUAUAUUUAUAAUCGUUAUUUAUGUAACCCGUAUUUAAAGAUGGCGCCGCACAAAUGUAACGUGACGGCUUUCUGUACGCACUCACGCAUUGUUACUUAACUACUAGGGUAAGGGCUCCGAUGACGUCAAUAAAGCCUUACGUCGAUCAAA
Messenger RNA from Vanessa atalanta (red admiral), 47820 nucleotides. RefSeq names its product muscle-specific protein 300 kDa (gene Msp300). Gene Ontology annotation, molecular function: actin filament binding. The record is from RefSeq and is a predicted model, not a curated record. NCBI's taxonomy places the organism in Eukaryota, Metazoa, Arthropoda, Insecta, Lepidoptera, Nymphalidae. Gene Ontology annotation, biological process: nuclear migration. Gene Ontology annotation, cellular component: cytoplasm; meiotic nuclear membrane microtubule tethering complex; nuclear outer membrane. The transcript is spliced from 51 exons. The coding region runs from base 287 to 47590 and encodes 15767 amino acids.